GGAUUUUGGUGACUACUCUGACACAUACUACUCAGUCCAGACAACAGAAGGAGAGCAAAUCUCACAGCUUAUUGCAGGCUACAUUGAUAUUAUCCUCAGAAAGGUAAGGCAAUGAACGAUACUGUGUAAAUAGCCAUUGCAUCGCUCCAAGGCUAUGGUGCUGAAUAAUUAUUUUACAACUAAAACCCCCCUUACACUGUUUUUAAACAACAGAAGGGUUAAAAGUUAUAAUAAUACAGGUAGUGGUCAACUUACGAUCUAUGCAACUUACGACCAUUCGACUUAACGCCCACAAUCGCUAGCCAUAUUAGAUUUCAGAUUUAUUUUUAUUUUUGUUUAUAUAUUUUGAUGUUAAUGAGAAUUUGAUGUGUUUUGCGAUGGGGAAAAUGUUUCCUAUAGUAUUUUCCACACAUACAAAAUACGUUUUGCAAAUAUUAAACCAGCUGUACAUGUAAAGUUAAUGCAGUGUUUUUCUUAAACCUGACGAUGUAAAAAUAAGAAACAAAAUGGUGUAGAGAUUAUACAAAUGGCAUAAAAUAAACAUUGAAAGUUAUGAUUUAUAACAAUAAAAAAGAAAUUUAUGUUAUAAUUUAACUUAAGUAUUUUUAUAACAUCACUUCACAUUACUGUACACAUAGCGUACUCAAUGUACGACCACGUCGUGUUACGACCGGUCUGUCGGAACCGAUCAUGGUCGUUAGUCGAGCACUAUCUGUACAUACACAUUUUGAAAAAGAAAAAUUAUUUUGUAUUCACUAAUGUUUGUUAAUAUAUAUUUUAAAAAAAAAUCUCAGAUAUUUUAUCUAACUAGGUUGUGUUGUACCUACAGUAGUCUUUGCAUCACCCCUCUAGGGUGCAAACUUGAAUUCCAACAUUAGCAAGAGGAAACCUCAAGUGCCAUAAAUUUAAAUGCGUGAUUAGGGGGAUGAAUUGGCACUGGGUUCUACAUCUUUGCAUUGUUAUCCAUAAUAUACCAAUAUAUUUCUCAAAAAAUAUUUUCAUCCCAUAUUAUUCUCAGAAAAAAGCUAAAGACCACUUGGGUAUUGAAGGGGAUGACAACUCCACUAUGUAUGAAGAGAACGUCCAAGCUGGACAGUAAGUUAACUAUGCUGUAUUAUAUAUUCAUCACUGCUCUGAAAUAGGACCAUGCUGUGUUUAAAAUAAUUCAUCACUGCUCUGAAAUAGGAAAUAAAUGAAAGUGGGCCAAAAUAAAAUAUUUUGUCAACCCUUGGCUGGAUUAUAUAAAAGCUUUCAUUAAAUGAGCAAUGGGCUUACCUAGCGUGGUGUGUGAAUAGAAACAGUAAGCUAAAGCUUAUGCAUUUAGCUUCCCCUUUAUUGUGCUAAAAUACGGUAAAAUCAUUCAUUGUUGAUAAGAUAAGAUGAAAAUAUUCUUUAUCCAUCCAAAUAAAAGGAAAUGUUUUUUUUUUUUUUAUUACAUUGUACUUAUUUAUUUUCAGCACAUGAAUAAAUACAUAUUUUAACCAAGACAACAUUUUACAAUUAUAUCAAUUUAAUAACAAGACAUCAAAAGUAUUUCUCUAACGUAGAAAUCAGCCAGCAAUGAACUCACUUAGUGACAAUAUUAUCUUAAUUUAAGGAUCAUUUAGAUUUGGUAACCGCGUUGCUUUAAAUUCGUACAGAAGUGGGAACAAAAUAAUUUUUAAAUAUUUCGGUCCUUACUUUAAGAGAAAGAAUUUCUCUGAUCGAGCUGAUCUUAGGUGAUAAUGACAGGCGAUUUUUUAAUCUUUGGGUCUGCUUAUCCUUCUGUGAUAAUAACCUAGAUUGGCACUUACUCAGUUGUUGUUUGAGGUCCAAAAUAUUUCUAUUCCUGGUUUUAGUCCUCACUUAUCCCAUUAAUGUCUAUCAUUCUUAUACUAUCUUGUUAAUGUCUAUCAUUCUUAUCAUAUCUUGUUAAUGUCUAUCUUUCUUAACUUAUCAUGUUCAUUCAUCUGUGAUCAUUCAUUGUGCCAUUGUUUCCAGGGCGACCAUCAUCCAGCACAACCUUGGCAAUGUCAAACACCCUAACUCUGGAAACGUCUCCAUGCCUGGCCUACUCAGGGAUGGCUACCAGGGCGAGAACAAGAUCGCCGUCGGCUCUUUGCAGCGUGGACAGGUGUCUUCACAGUCUAAUAACGCACGGAGUGGUUCAUCAGCUCGGCAUGUCAGUGACUUUCCUUUGCCCUCUCUUAAUGAAACUUUCUCUCAUUUCAGUCAUUUUGUCCCAGGAAAUUUCAUCAAAGUUUAAUUCUGAAGAACUUAAAGUCAUUAAAUCAUGGUCAAAGUAAAAUUUGCACACACACGAAAAAGCAUAAUUUUUAUUGUUCACUUUGAGAUUUAUUCACCCCCUAAUACUAUCUGGUGAACAGAUUAUUAGAUAUUUCAAGUAAUGGGUUGCUAGUUUAUAAUAAACUAUAGCAACGAAGAGAGAAAGAUUGGACAUUGUUUAGUGAUCUAUUUCUUUGCUGAGGUAAUAUUUGACCUGGCCUUUACCAGCUGUGUUGUGAGAUUUAAGCUGUAUUUCUUAGUGUGGUGAUUGAUAUAUCUCUCUCUGCUAUUGCACUGUGUGCAGUGGUUUUCCAAUCUGGACUAGAGUACCAUAAGCUUGGCUUAUUUAAUCAAAGAGCUUGGUUUGUGUUAAAACAUCUUAGGAAGAUGAUCACCAGCAAAUAUCUACCCUAUUUUAUGCACAACAUGAAGUUGAUGAGCAAACAGGUUUAAGGGAAUAUACCAAGUCCAUCACAGUAACAAAAUAUUCAAUCUUUUGUUAAAUUAAUGCUCUCCUAAAAAUUAAAAAAAUUAAUUCACCAAAGGAAAUUGAGAAUUAUUAUUAUUAUUAUUAUUUUUUUUUUUUUAAACGUAACAAAAUGAAAUGCCACCUCUGUAUGCUGAUACAGUCUUGUCUAAUCCCUAAAGCCUCCACUUAAAAAAAAAAAAUAUUUAAGAUUUAUCGAUAUUCUGUAAACAUUUCUUGUAUAGUCUAGUUUUACUUCUCUACUUUUGAUCUACACCUAACAGUUUAUUAACAUUUUUGAUUGGCAUGACGUAGGAGUUAAAUUUUAAAUUUUUUUUUUUUUUAACCUCUUCAGCUCUUAUAAGACAUUGCAUGAAUGUCAUGAAAAGUAUUUAAAUUUUGCAUUCAUCAUACCAAAAAAUAUGGAAAGCAAAAACAGAUUUAUUUGCCAUUGAUUUAUUGAACAGUGCAUUCAUGUCUUUUUUGGCAUUCCCUACCGUCAAACAGUGCAUUUACGUCUUUUUUUCGCAGCCCUUGCAGCCAUACAGUACAUUUAGGUCUUUUUUCCACAGUCUUUACAGUCUUAUGGGAAAAUUCCUUUUUGUAGUUGAAUUCAUGAUUGAAAAUUAGGUCAUCUCUGUUAUUCAAUGUGUUUUGGUAAUUGAAAAAGCAUAGAGGGUAAGGAAGGAAGAUGUCUGAUGGAAAUCCUGAUCAUGAUUCUUUGUUUGGAGUAACUGAAAUUAACUUUUCUUAAAAAAUCAUAGAUCUGUUUUUCUGGUUAUGUGUCUGAGUAGUUAUUUUCUGUCUCAGCAUCGGCCUCAGGCAAACGAAAAAAGAAGAAAGGUAAUUUCAUUCAUGAACUUUCUCCCAGUUUAGAUGGUCCAUUACUGUUGUCAGAUAAAGGAAAACUAAAUAAGGAUAUUUAGCACACAAAAAAUGUUUCCUAACAAAAUUAUGAAAACUCCAGGCUGGGAGGGUGUCAACAGUUAGAAACAGGAUCUUAAAUAAUAAUUGCAACAAUGAAUAUUUUGUGUUGACACACCAACUCCCUGUUCCUUGUGAUUUCACACAGUGGGUAAAUGCAUGUUUUACUGACAUUACCUGUCAAAACCAACUGGCACUUUACAUGGAAAUGGUUUUCAUGGAAUAAGGGUUUAAUGCUAAAUUGUCACCAUAACCACUCAUUAGAGUUUUAAUUUGUACAUGGUGGUUUAUAGCUCUAGAAAAAAAAAAAAAAAAGACUAAACAUUAUAGCCUGAUGGCAAGAGACAUAAUUGACAUUACCUGUCAAAACCAAUUGGCACUUUACAUGGAAAUGGUUUUCAUGGAAUAAGGGUUUAAUGCUAAAUUGUCACCAUAACCCCUCAUUAGAGUUUUAAUUUGUACAUGGUGGUUUAUAGCUCUAGAAAAAAAAAAAAAAAAGACUAAACAUUAUAGCCUGAUGGCAAGAGACAUAAUUGGGCUAUGUAUUGUUUCCUUUCUACACCUUAUCAUGUGUGUUAAUUUUUGUGUCCCAUCAUAUUAGUAUAUUAGUAGGAGUUCUUGGUUUACACGUUUUAUAUUAUAGCCCCAUCCUGUUUAACAGAAAGUCAAAGUGUAUAAAUAUUCUGAGUAAAAUUGUAGUAAUAGAAAUUCUGUGUGUUUGAAUAAUUUACAGUACAUGUUUCUAAAAGUUGUUUAAAAAGCCUCUAAUUCUUGAUAUUGUGGAAGGUGUUGAGUACUAGAUGUUCUCACAAAGCGCACAUGUGGGCUAACAUGUCUUUGUCUGCACAACAAUCCUGUGUGUUCUAGGCACAUAACCCCAGAGUGGAUCUGCAUUUCAUGAGUUAAUAACUGCAUUUAUUUAUUUUUGUUAUUGCUGUUACAAAGUAUUUUUUUUUUUUAAUGUAUUUUUGUAAAUGACAGGCAUGGUACCAUCCUCCAGCACCUAAUGUUCUUUUAAACCACUUCCUUCCCCCAUGUUGCUAUGGUAAUACAGGGUGAUACCGGUGAAUUUGGGGAGAUUAAUGGCUCGGCUAAGAGCUCGUCAAGUUUUGACCUCAUGGAAGGGGGUCCCACUAGUGGAAUGCAGUCAGGAUCCAGUGUAUGUGUGUUCUUAAUAGUAGAUGCAUGUUCUAAUAAAUUAAGCCAGCAUUCAUUAUUGUUUGCACCAAAUAUAUAUUUCUGUGUGAUAUUUAACAUAAGCCAAUUCAUUCUUUUAUUAUAAUUUUUUUUUUUUACCCAACUUCUCUUCUAAAAUUUUUGAUAAUGAAAAAUUUAAGUUAUAAAAAUAAUUCAAACAAUAUACAAUAGUAAAAAAUUAUUCAUUUCAAAAUUGUUUUUGUGAUUAAAUUUUUAAACAUUUCAUAUAACUACAUCCUGUAGUUACAAUAACUAGAACUAUUUACUGUACUAAUUCUUAAUAUGCAUGUAUCCCUGAACAAUAAAUGUUAAACAUUUUCAUUCACAGACAUUAUGUAAAUGAAAAUAAUGUUAUGUUGUUUUUUCUUAAAGAAAGGAAGUAGUCCAAAAUAACUUUCCUUGCUCAAUUAUGUUAUGUCUGUAUUUUCUCAUUGCUUGCUACAUAUUUUAUUUUCAAACACACAACACAUGCAGCUUUGAACACAUCUGUUUAUACUUAAACCCUUAUCUUUCACUUAUGGCUGAAACAUUACUCUCAGCCGAAGAGCUUUCCCUUGUGUAGAUGGUAAAGGUAAUUUUAAACAUUCUAAAAAUCUUCAGUUGAAGGCAUAAUAAAUCUUUUCAAGCAGAGGAAUAUUUAUGUCAGUAAUUAUAUAAAAUAAGUCACCUACCAGUGGAACAAUUAUACCAAUCUUCAUUAAUAUUUAAGGGGGGAAAAAAAACAACUUUUUUUUCUCCCUAUUCAAAUUUUUCAAUUGUUUACUUUUACUUUACUCUAACUUUCUUAUAUUCACCUCAACUUUUAUUCAUAAUUAAACUUUGCAUACUUUAACCCAGAUAAUUAAAUGAUACAUUUAAUUGAACAUUUUAAAAGUGAAAAACUAAUUAAGGAUUUUUUUCUCCUUAACAUUUCUAAAACAUUUAGUCUUUGUUAAACUUAAACAGACAUGAAUUUAAAACAAAGCAAAACACUUCUUAUAAAUUUUUGAGUUUGACAUUUCUCAUAAUCUGCUACCAAUCAUGUAUGACCUAACUUGACAUCUUGUGUAUUUCAAUGUGCACCAUCUCAAAUUGUGCUGACCGUUGUAAUGCAUUCAUCAAGAUGAGCUUAACAGAGCAUGUUUUUAUAAAGAAAUUCUUACUGAUACUUUGGUUUUUAGAAAUUCUCAUUAUCUACACUAAUUCUCUGCUAGAUCAUAUCAUAUAUCUUUGCAGUACAGUGUCUUAAAAUGUAAUCAACUAUUACCAUAUGAUGUUGUUUGCAUGAAACCUAAUUCAUGUUGGAAAUAUUUUUAAAAAAAUUUUUUUUUGAUAUUGGCUAAAUUUUACAACGAAACAUUUUUUAAAAAAAAAUUAAUAAAAGUGCAUAAAACAUGUGGAGCUGAAAGAUAAUAUUUAUAAUUGAAGAGUCUUGAUAUUAAUUUAUUGGUUUUCUUUAUAACAAUAAAAUUAUUUACUAAUUUAUGUUGUCAUUUUGCUAUAAAAUUGAUGUUGAAUCAAAUCUUUAUAUAACACUUUAAAUUUGUUGACUAUUUGGAGCUUCUAACAUAACGCCUUUGUGUUGCAUUGUCAAGUUCUUUUUUUACUUUGCGAAACUGUCUCUGCAAAACUGACCCAGGCAAUGAGGUACAUGACUUUAAUAGUGUUGUUCAAUCUCCCAGGGUCAGACCAUCAUACAGCACGAGCUGACCCAGGCACAGAGGGCUUUCAUCUUGACUAUCUCCGAUGGCUUGGGGGCUAUAGACUCAGCCCAGGAUAAUCUCAACAAGAAGUCGGACAUGCCCAUACUUGGAGAUGAUCAGGUACGCAAUCUUUGCUCUCGCUGAUCUUAGUUUAAAAAAAUUUAAUUCAACUCUCUCUCUCUCCGGCUUCUGUUAUUAUAUUGUAACUUGGUUAGAGUGAGAGGAUAUUAAAAUGGAAAAUAACUAAUGUAUUCACUUGUCAUUGUAACCGCAGGCGUCCAAGAAGUGGCGUGAAAACCAGCUUGACCUGUCCAGACAGAAAGUGGGCUCCCAGUUAUCUGCCAUGAAUGCGGCUACAGCUCAGCUGGUGACCUUAACAUCUGGUGAACAGGAUGAUAUUGAUUACACUGCCGUUGGGGCAGCUGUCAAUCAAAUGUAAGCCAACCUUUAGCAUUUUAUUUUACGUUGUCAUAAAAAUUGUUUCAUGUCUACUUCCAGCCAUGCUGUUAAAUAAAAAGGUAAAACAUAAUUGCGAAAUUUAUGAAUAGAAUUUUUUUAAGUGUGAAUUUUGUUUAUGUUAACGCAAAACAUUUCAUAAACUUGAAUACUAUAAAAAAAAAUUAUUGUUUCAAAAUUUAAUUUAAUUUUAAUAGAAAUUGAUUUUUGGCAGAAACUUAACAAAUUAAAUUAAGGCCCAUCAUUAAUUGGGGAUUUAACAUCAAUUCUGACUAUAAAUGUUUCAAGUAUUUCUUAAAUGUAUGUGUUGUCAUGAGCAUACUAAGGUCAAGGUAAACAGCUAAAAUCAAUGUGGUUUUUUUUGGCAAUGUGUUACAUUAAAUGAACUUGAUAACAUUUGGGGUAUUUGUCUCCAGAACCUCCAAUGUUGGAGACUUUAGCCGUGACGUCAAGAUGCUGGCAACUCUCCAGGAAGAGGGUGACUCGGGUCAGAGGUUAUUGGACGCUGCCCGCGGCCUGAUUGGAGCAUUCUCAGAUCUGUUGAAAGCCGCCGAGCCAGGCACCCAAGAAGUAGGUCUACGCAAACACGGCACCUCAUGUUGUGUUUUACAGAUUAUCUUGUCAGAUUUCACUCCGCCAUGUAAAGCUGAUAAAUACAUUCUAAGUUCUUAUACUUUUUAAAUGUUUUAUUUGGAGAUAAUGUGAUCCAGCUGAAAAAAAAGAAAUGUAAAGCACAAUGAUUGUCAAAAGCUUGAAAUGAGAAGCACACAAAAAAAACAAAAACAUUGUAUUUCCUGGUUAAAAAAUGCUGACCACAUGUCAAAUUAACUGAGAAAACUGCAAAAACUAAUAAAAAAUCUUUCAUGACCCAUGUUGAUUUGAUGUAACUUUGUCAAAACUCUGCCUUAACUUAAUAUAUAUCUUGCUCAAGAGAAAAUUGGUCUCUUUCUUCUUCAGCCAAGACAGAAUUUGUUGGCUGCAGCAGGACGCAUUGGUGAAGCCUCACAGGAAGUGAUCCACGAGGUAGGGGAGACUGUGGAUGACUUGGACAGAAUCUACCAGGUAUGUGCACUUUAACUUUAAUCAUUUUAUGAUUUGUUGUUUUUGGGGAAAAUAAGAGCGCUCCUGGAGAAUUCUCUUUUGAAGGCCUGAAACUUUUAUUGAUGUUAUAUUUUUUUGGUAUUAACUGGGUAUGAAACAUUGAUGUUGACAUUUUGUAUUUGUUGAUAGACACAUUUAGCUAUGAUGUCUUAAGAUCUGAAUAAUUGUUGGCUGCUGACAAUAAAAAUCUAAUUUUUUUUUAGUUUACAUUUAAUGUCUUUAAGGACAUCGUAUAAUUUUUUGUAGGCCACCGUUACCUUGUAUUACCUUUUAGGUAACUAUUUACAAGCAUGAUAAUUGAGAGGCGUUGCGAGUGACCGAUGUCAUUAGAGUGCGAGCCGCAGGAAUGCAAUGACUGCCUUGGAGCACCCUUUCAAAUAGCUCGAAAGAUUUUAUCAUUAAUGGUUUGCACCCAGUCCACACCUCAAAUCCAUUCAUAGCAGCUGUCAUCAUGGUCCCUAACCUUCGCCAGACAGUUAUUUGUUUAUGCCUUAUGCCGAAUAAAGGUAUCAGUGUACCCCUUUUCAGCAAGCUAAGUUAAAUAUUUCCUUGUUGACCUGUCUCCUCAGGAAGCCUUACUUGCCUUAGCCAAAGCAGUGGCCAACGCUACAGCAUCCCUGGUGCUCAAGGCCAAGACUGUGGCCAACACGUCAGAUGAUCCUGUCCAACAGGACCGGGUCAUCUCCUCAGCUACACAGUGUGCUCUUGCCACGUCCCAGCUUGUUGCCUGCACUAAGGUCAGAGUUGAACUUUUGUGUCAUAUAGGACUUUGUCAUUUAAUUGUGUGUGUCAAACAAAAUCAUGAACAUUUCUAGUUCGCCAAUUAUUGUAACUUGAAUAUUUAGAGGAGGGGUUUGAAAAAUAGUCAAGUGGUUUUGUUUUAAGAUUUUUAGCAAAACCUUAAUAUAACCGAAAGAAAAGAUAUAGGCUUCUAAAAGAAGUUGCACACUUUUUUUAUUUCACUAAAUUUUUUUGUUAAUUAUUAUUUUGUUAAAUCAGAAUCUUCGGCUCAAUAUUUCUUUUACCUUUUUCAUGACUAUUUGUUUUUAAAAUACAUUAAAAUAUAUGAUAUAGGACUAUUCAUCUUCAGGCAUUGUAUCGCUUAAUUAUUGAUACAUCUUUUUAAUGAUUGGUAAACAAAUGAGCCUGGCAUGUUAUUUACACAACCGACAUCAACUCUUGCAGGUUGUUGCCCCAACCAUUGGUCAUCCAGCUUGCCAGGAACAGCUCAUAGAAGCAGCCAAACUGGUAGCCAAGUCAGUCGAGGGCAUUGUCGAGACGUCUCAGGCUGCCUGCAAGGAUGACCACUUACUGCAAGACUUGGGAUCUGCCGCCACAGCAGUGACUAAAGCUCUCAAUGAUCUGUUGAUGCAUAUCAAGAAGGCUGCCAACCCAGCUCAUGUAAGGGGAUGUGACACUAGAUCAGGGGUUCUCCAACUCUUGGCCCCAGGGCAUCAUGAUGUCCUUCAAGUUUUAUUUUUGAAUUGUUUUUUUCAAACUGAUUUGUUCUACUCAUCAUUAUAAGAUACAACAUUAAAGUUAUUAAAGUUUUGCCCAGGUCCUCAAAUUUUCCUCCUGGGACCCAUCUGGUAGUUAAAGUUUGAGAGCCCACUACAGAUUGCAUUCAAAUAAAAUUCUCUGUGCCUUGAAUUAUAGCUGUUAAAUAUUUUAAAAGAGUAAAAUCAUAUAUAUAUGAUUUAAUAAUAGAAUAUAUCUAUAUGAUUUAAACAAUUUUACAACUUAUUCAUUUUACCAUUCUAAAUUAAUAACAGUUUCUGUGCAUUGUGCCUUGGUUAUGGUGAACUGUUAUUUUACUCUGCCUAGCUAAUCUUUUUUGUCUUGAUAUCAGGCCAAUGAACAGCACGAGGAGGCAGUGGACACCAUCAUCAAUGUUACUGACCGACUGUUUAGUUCUGUGGGAGAUGCCCAUGAGAUGGUCAAGCAGGCCAAACAGCUGGCUCAGGUAAUGACUCCAUAAUAUCAUUUUGACUUGAGUUACAAAUAUUUUUAUGAGAAAUAACUUUGACAUCUUCUGCUUUCAGUUUCAUUUUAGAAAGUGUUUAAUAUUCAUCUAUGUUGCUUAAUUGGAUAGGCAGAAUGCUUUUCAAGUCAUUUAAAAAAAUCUGUACUGCGUAAUCUGUAAGAAUGAUGUUAAAAUUGUUAAUCAUCCAUAUCCUUGAAUAAGUUAAAUGAUGUCUAUUAAAGAAAUAGCAUUUGAUUGUGAAAAUAGAAUGUAGAAAAAGAAUGAAAUUGUAUAGAAAAAAAAUGUUGUUUAUCCCAGGCUACCUCCACAUUGGUGAGCGCUAUCAGAGGUCAAGCAGAGGACCACACAGACUCAGACACACAGAAGAGACUGCUGGCAGCAGCAAAGCAGCUGGCAGAUGCUACAGCCAAGUUGGUUGAGGCUGCUAAAGGAUGUGCCACAAGGUGCUUACAAUACACAGAGACAUUACUAUUUUUUUUUAAUAUUCCAAGUAGAAUGUAUUGCUAGUGGAACUGAGCAAAAUGAUGAGAACAAAAUUAAUGUUAUUACAGUCAUAUUACAUUCUGACAAUUCAGUUUGAUGAAAGUGAAAUGUAACUUAUUGCUGAAUGCCUUCUCCAUUCCCAGUCCCAAUGAUUCAAACCAGCAGCAGAUGCUGAGGACAGCCGCUGAAGAGCUAAGGUCAGCCACAAACACAGCUGCCAGCAAUGCCUUGAAGAAGAGACUGAUGACCAAGUUGGAGGUUAGUAGGCUGUGUGAGGAGUUAGCUGUGACUGAUGGAAUUUCUCCUGGAAAGAGUUUUGCAAAAAUAAUAGAACAAAUAAAAGAAGUAUGAUUUACAACUAGCAGAAAUUACUUUUAACACCACACCCCCCCACCCCCCCCCCGAGAAAACAAAUUUAGUUACAAUACCUUGUAUAACAUAUUUAGUGGAUGUAUUUCACCAUCAUCAUUCAGAUCCAGUAGCCAUUUGGGCAUGUGUCCUUUGGCGUACGGCAAUGAAUUUUAUCAGUUGCUCUCUCCUAAAUAGGAAACUGAAUAAGUUUGUAAAAACCAGUUGCACUUAAUUAAAUAAAAAACACAACUUGUUAACAAAAUAAACUUAACAAAUAUUAUUUUACACUUUACUUAAAAUGUUUUAGAUUUGCUUAAAUAGGUGUUUCUGUCACAAUGUCUCUCACUUCUGCAUCAGCUAGAACAAAUAGAGCAUCAGCAGAAAGGGUAAAUGUAAAUAUUUUGAUGAGCGGUUCCCAGUAUAGACGCAUCUGUUUGCCUAAAUAAUUCCACAGAAACAACUGGCAAUGUCAUGGUAUGAGAUGAGUUGUUUUUUUUUUUUUCAGUCUUCAGCCAACCAGGCUGCCGCAGCAGCCACCCAACUGAUAAAUGCCUCCAACCAGGCGUACAAGACCAACUGCAACCCAUCAUCUAACCAACAGAUGGCCACCGCUGCUCAGGUCAGUACAGGCUUGUGUUCUGGGGGAGUUCAGCUUACCUGGUCUUACUUGAGCAAGAUAAAAAGCUGGACUAAAACUCUAGAUUUUUUCUGUUAUAUAAGUUUUCUAAUGAGCCUGCAACUUUCUUCAUUCCUCAAUUUUUUUUUAAACUGGAUCUUAAGAGCAUAAGGAUGAAAGCUUUAUCUGUUAAUUAAUUACAAAAAUUAAAAUUUCCAUUUUUAUAGUCUGAAUUAUAAGAGGGUUUGACUGCGAUAAAGCUUUCAAGUAGAUUAACUAGACACACAAAAAUAUUGUGCGUAAAUAAACAGUUUUUGUUAAGCUUUUAAUUAUGGUUAAACGGAAAAUAUAUGCAAACGUUUCAGCAAAUGCCUUCAUCAGUACAACAAAACAAAUUCAUAUAAGUAUAAAUUACUCAAUUUCAAUGUUUAUAGCGUGAACAAAGUUGAUUAUCAUUGAUCCAGUGUAUCUCUCCCAUUAUAAUUGAUCCAGUUUAUGUCGUCCCAAGCUGCUUAUAAUUGAAUUUACUUUAAAAUGAGAACAUAAAUCACCAAGUUUACAUUUGACUUUCCACAGAGCUUAGACCAGCAGAUCCCAACAUUAGUUCAAGCCUUGCGAGCGGUCCAACGCCACCCGGACAGCGCCACGGCCCAGCUGGCUCUCAUCAACGCGAGCCAGGAUUUCAUCCAGCCGGCCAGCCGUCUGAUUGGGGCGGCCAACGCCGCGGCACCGACUGUCUCUGACCAGGCGGCUGCACUUAACUUACACAAUGCUGUGAAAUUUAUGUCCAGUGCUGUUGCUGAGCUCAGAUCUUCAGCCAACAAGGUGAGUCAGCUCAGUCUCAUCAAUUGGUCCCACUGGCAUGGUGCCCAUUGUUUAUUUGAUGAUUCAAAACCUGCCAUACCCAAAAAAAGCAACAACAACAACAAAAAAUAAUAAUAUUAAAAUUUUAAACAUAUAUGAACAAAAUACUUGUUUAUUUUUCAAAAUAUAUGUUUUUGAUAACCCGUUAAAUUAUUAUUAAAAUAAGGAUCUAAACCUCUGGGAGCUAAUUCUUGAAUUUUUGGUUUCUGUGUGUCUGGACCAUGUGCCCAUUUUUCUUUCGUUUUGAUUAUAAAAUGAGUAAAACAGUGUAGGGUUAAACCUGAAAGAAUAAACGCAACAAAACAACGAAUGUGUCGGCAGAAAGUCUUCGUCAGCGAACAAAACAACAGAAAAAAUAGUAUAAAAAUAAAAAUAAGAAAUAGCACUAAGCUGGGAAGUAGUAUCCGUGAGCAGCUUUCUGCCGACACGUUUGUUGUUUUGAAGCGUUUAUUCUUUCAGGUUUAACCCUACUCUGUUUUACUCAUUUUAUAUUGUGCUAACCUGAUUGCAGUCUCUCCCCUUAUUACCCUUUCGUUUUGAUUGAAUUUUUAGUUAUUACUAAUGCCACAUUCAUAGCUCAAAUUAUCUUAAUGUAUAAUUUUGUCAGCUGAUGAUAAAAUAUUCUUAGCUUUGUAAUGUCCAAAAUGAAGUCUGUCUUCAUCUACCUGUUGUUUUUUUUAUCCACCUGUUAUAUUCAUUGCUUUACACAAACAGGCCCAGGAAGCUUGCACGUCCCUGGAAAUAGACAGUGCCCUUGACCAGCUGGGAGAUCUGGACCAGGAUUUGGCUGAGAUAAAACAGGCGGCUCUGUCAGGCAGGCUGACCAGGCUACCAGGAGAAACCGUGAGUGACAAUCCUUUGUCUUUUGGCUAGAUAUUAGAAUAAACCCAGUAUUGCAGAAAUUUCAAUUAUUUCGAUGUUAUUUUUUUUACCAUUAGGUCUUUAAGUGAUUUUUUUACCAUAAUGUCUUUAAGAUAUUUUUACCAUUAUGUCUUUAAGUUAUUUUUUUACCACUGUCUUCAAGCUAUUUUUUUACCAUUAUGUCUUUAAGUUAUUUUUUAACCAUCAUGUCUUAAGUUAUUUUUUUACCAUUAUGUCUUUAAGUUGUUUGUUUACCAAUGUCUUUAAGUUAUUUUGUUUACCAUUAGGUCGUUAAGUUCAUUUUUUGUUGUGCAUUCCCUUAAUAGGCAGAAUCCAGCUCUACCCAGCUUGGCCACACAUCAAAGACAGUUGGUUCUUCUAUGGCACAGUUACUGACAGCUGCAGCUCAGGUGGGUCACACACUACCUAACGCUACCACUAACCAUUUCAGAUUGUAGAUUAAAAUUCAUUAGAAAAAUAAGAACAAAUUAAAUUUUUAAAAAAAUGUUAAAUAGUUUCAACUGUGACCACAAGAGCGUCACUAAAAUUGUGCCAUUAAUACUUUUUAUGGCUUGGUCUUUCAGUGCAAUAUCAACUAUAAUUUCCAUAGUUAUUUCAUAUGACUAAAAACCAUGAAAUUGUCCUAUUGACAGGGCAACGAAGACUAUGUGGGCAUCGCAGCCAGAGACACGGUCAACGCCCUGAAGGUGCUGGUCAGCUCUGUCCGCGGUGUAGCGGCCACAACAGAUGACCGACAGAUCCAGCAGGCCAUCCUGGACAACGCCAGGGAUGUCAUCAACCAGUCCAUACGUCUGCUUGAGGAGGCCAAGUACGCCAUGAAUGAUCCAAACAACCCAGACAACCAGCAGAGACUGUCACAGGUCAGUUGGGCUUCACUGUCACAGGUCAGUUGCGCUUCUUUUUGGCAGGUCCGAUGGGCUUCAUUGUCACAGGUCAGUUGGGCUUGACUCUCACAGGUCAGUUGGGCUUCACUGUCACAGGUCAGUUGGGCUUCAUUGUCACAGGUCAGAUGGGCUUCACUGUCACAGGUCAGAUGGGCUUCACUGUCACAGGUCAGAUGGGCUUCACUGUCAAUGUUCAUAUUUCAGUAGCCCCAUUUUCACAGGUCAGAUAGGCUUCACAGUCAAUGUUCAUAAUUCAGCAGUCUCAUUGUCAUAGGUCAGAUGGGCUUCACAGCCAAUGUUCAUAUUUCAGUAGUCUCAUUGUCACAGGUCAGAUGGGCUUCACAGUCUAUGUUCAUAUUUCAGUGUACUUCUGACUUCAGCAAACUAGUUUUAUAUCCAAGUCAGCAACUAGACUCAUUUUUCCAAUAAUUUGGGGAGGUAUUUUACUAGUGAUUUAAAUCCUACAGGACCAUAUUUCCAUUACUGGACUAAGAAGUUAUUUCACUGUUCUGUACAACCGCAGAAGAAUUUCAACCCACUUCCUUUUGGUUAUGAGAAAAUGCUUUCAUUUUACCACAGGCACCCAUUGUAUAAUUUCAUUAAAGGUGGGGGGAAAUUUUUUAAAUUGAUAAAUUUACUGAUGAUAACUUCAACUUUAUAUAUAUAUAAAUUUAUAUUAUGGUGUUUCAGGUUGCCAAAUCUGUGUCCAAUGCAUUGAACAACUGUGUCAACUGUCUGCCAGGACAGAGAGAUAUUGACAAUGCCAUCAGACUAAUCACACAGAACUCACAGAACUUGUCCAGCCCAAGGGUAUGUCAGGAACUUUGUUACAUUGAAUACAAUACAAAACACAUUUUUCAAAAAGUUUUAUAGAUUCUUAUGGAGAGAGACUGCACUCAAGCUGUGAGUUUAUGCAAUGACACUGCUUGAAAUGAGAAGCAAUAUGUUUUGUUGUGUUUGAUUGAUUAGUACAAGCAAUACUUGCCUCGGGUUUUGUAUAUCCUUCAUGUUUUAUAGUGAAACAAUAUAUAACUUUGAAACAAACUGUAAAUCAAUCAAUAUUUUGUGGAAUGGAAUAAAGUGUUUCUGUUAUAUUCUAUUUUAAUAGAGAAGUUUAUGCUGGCCAUCUAAUGUUAUAAAAUAAGAUUAUUUUUUUUUUAUAACCAUGAAACACAAGGUCACAGUGGAAGACCACUGCCCAUGUAUGAAAGGAGGUUGAAGUCAGAUAACAUAUGAUUUUUCUAUAACGUGUGCAUGCUGCAUUAGGCAUCAGUUAUUAAGGUCACUUGUGUGAAAAAAUUUCAUUUGUUGAUCUACUAACUGACCUAAUGUUUCUGUGUGUUGAUACUGUCCGUUUCCCGGUUGUAGUUCCCGCCGACAGACAAAACCUACCAAGAAGUGCAGAACGACAUGAACAACGCCGCCCUGAGUCUGAACCAAGCUGCCAGUGAUAUAGUCUCAUCUUCUAGAGUAACUACACAACACCUUGCCGAGUCCUCUACAAGAUACAGGUUGUUAACUUUUUUCUAGACUGUGCACAUUUGAAUUCAUAAGCACAUUACAUCCCGAUCAAUUAGCCUAGUCUUCUUUAAUGGGGCUAAAAGCACAAUAUUUAUUUAUUUAUUUAGGCAUUUUUAUAUAGCGCUUACUUUACAGCUCUAAGCGCUUUACAUCCCGAUCAAUUAGCCUAGUCUUCUUUAAUGGGGCUUCUUGAACUUUUGAGUGUGACUGACCCGUAAGAAGUAAUUAAAAAUGCACUUGGAGUCCAAUUUAUUUAUUAAUAUUAUUGUUUCUUCAAAAAAAUCUUAAAUUUUUCACCUUUGAUGAUUGGCAACUGAGGACUUGCUGACGGAAACUUGUUACUAUCCCAUAAAUUUAAAACGCACUGCUUUUCUAAGUAAACCAUUAUUAGUUUCUAUUGGCUAAGGCCAAAACUCUGUCUAUGGCAAUACACAAACCUAUUAGAACUAGGCUGUGUUAAACAUCAAGAGUCUUCAUAUUAUUGUUUCAACUACAUAAUAAACUUUUUUUUGGUCAACAGUCACCACUAUGAGGACUUUGUCCACACUGGACUGACCUUGGCCGGGAUCUCCAAGGACCUUGAGACCAAGAACCAGGUUGUAGGUGGCUUGAAGAGUGUUUCCAUGGUGUCCAGUAAACUGAUGCUUGCUGCCAAGUCUGUGUCUGCUGACCCCAACGCACCAAACUCUAGGAACCUUCUAGCCCAAGCCGCCAGGUUGGUAACAUCAUAUAUCACAUAAGUGUGUGUUCCCAGGGGAACAAUAUUGGGAAAAGAGGGAAGAUGAUAGCCAAAUAUAGGCAAACUAACAUUAAAAAACAUAUGUUUUAGCUAUAUGGCAGCUGAGUUAUGUAUGACAACAACAGCUUAACCAAUGAAACAUAUUUAAAUAUAAGACGAGUUAUAUUAUGAAGAAAAUUUCCUGAAGCCAAUCAUAUUUUCUAGUACUGACCUAGAAAACUUUAUCCUUUGAUGGAACCUAUUAUUUUUUUUUUAAUUACUUAAAAACAUAUUAUACACCACCACCCCCAAACCCCCCACCCCAAAAAAAAAAACCAUACAAAAACUUCAGAUUAAGCGAAUAUUAAUCAUUCCUGUCAAAUGAAUGAUAUAAACAACAUAUUGUAUUUGUUUCAUUUCCACAUAUAUGCACAGUGUUUCAUCGUCUGAUUCAACAAUAUCAUUAAUGAGGCUAUUUUAUCCAUUCAUUGUCUGGCGUGUCCUUACAACAACUGCUUUUACUGUGCUUAAAAAUCUGUCCAAUGUCUUACAGAGCUGUGACAGAGAGCAUCAACCACCUGUUCAGCAUAUGUACCCAGUCAGCUCCUGGACAGAAAGAAUGUGACAAUGCUCUAAGACAGAUUCAGGUACUUUUUGUUUUAUUUUAAAAACCUUUUUUUUUACUAAUUCAAAAGAUUGAGUGCAAAUCCUUUUCAUCUCUAUGUGUACAAGAUAUAAAGUAGCCCUGUGGUGGUGGUAGUUAAGAUGUACUUCAUUUCUCGCCAUUCAUUAGUUUGCUUAAGCUAAGAUGAAUUUUAUAUCCUACAACUCCCACAAACUGUUUCAGAUGAUAGCGAGUAUGCUGGACAAUCCCAAUGAACCCGUCAGUGACCUGUCUUACUUUGAUACACUCCAGGCCGUCAUGGAGAAAUCCAAGGUUCGAUUGAAUAAUUAUUAUUAGAAAUGACUUGCCAAAUAGCAUAACAGAUAUAUAUUUAAUUAAUUUGUGUACACAAUAUUUGAGGGUUUUGACACUAUUUUCAUUAUAUGCAUUUUGAGUCUAACUUCAAUCAUUUGAAGAAAGGGAUACCAAACAGUAUAUUAAACAUAAUAUAGGUAUAUGGAAAAAUUAUUUUGUAUGGUCUGAGAAUUGAACCAAAUCUAAAAUACAAGCUAGGCCAGUAGUCCACAAGUUCACCAAUGAUCAUGGUGAUGCAUUUAGCCGUAAGUUCUGCUUAUGAUAUGGCGAGCAAAGGGAAAUCACUUCAAAACACAUUUUUGAAAUUUAGAAUUAUUAUCCCCUUGUAGACACCUCUACAGGAGUGAAUGCCACACAUUUUGUCAUGGCAUUUUUAUAUUUAAAAGAUGGUCAAAUGUUAGCCAUUGAUUGGUACUUACUGUGCAUCUGCAGGACCUUGGAGAUGCCAUGACAGGAAUUUCAAAUCAAGCCAAGAAACAAGACAUGGAUGAGUUCUGUGGCUCUGUCCGGAACUUUGCCAAUUCUGUGUGUGGCCUUACAGAAGCCUCUGUCCAGGUAGGUUUUAGGAAUUAGGAGGCUCCCGGCCCAUAUGGAUUCAAUAAUAAAAGCUCUACCAUUUCAUGGAAUGAACACAAGUGUAGUAACUGAUGCAACAAUAGAUUCAGCAGUGGUUAAAUUAAAUAAAUUAUUUCCAGGCUGCCUAUUUGGUUGGCAUCUCUGACCCCGCCUCGGAACCUGGUCGUCCCGGAGUGGUUGACCAAACCCAGUUUGCUCGUGCCAAUCAGGCAAUUCAGAUGGCCUGCCAGAACCUGACCAACCCGGCCAGUUCUCAGCAACAGGUAAGUUGUCUUGACAGCAGCUGUUUAAUCAUAAUACGAUGCCCUAUAUCCCCACUACCCCAAUCCUUCAGUCCCAGUUUAGAAAUACCUCUGUUAUCGCUAUGCUUCAUUGUUCUCAUUCAGGAAGUCUUAACAAAAAUCUGAAAUAUUUGGAAUAUCAUCCCUACAAAAUCUAUCGGAACAUUUUUGUAGCUUUCCCAUCUUUGCACUGUUGAACAAUGUGCACAAAAUGCUAGCAAUCAAAUUUGAAGGCACUCCUAUUUUUUUACUCUUAAUAUUGCAAGUCAUUUGAUACAUCAGAUAAAUUUUCAAAAUUUCUCCAGUGAUGCAGAGACUCACACAAAUACCUCUACUAAACUUAUUUCAAAAUUCUAGAAUUUCAUUAUUUUCUUUCCAUUUUUUUUGUUAGAACCAUUAUUUUAUUUUUUUUCAUAAAUAAAAAAAAAAUCAUUUAUCUGCAAGCAAUGUUGGUAGUAUUGGUGGAUUUAACAUGAGUUGAUUCUUUCAAGAGUUUCACUCUGGAUUCUCUCAAUACAAUGUCUUAUUUAAACUCUAAUGUGAUUUUAAGAUUGGGGCAGAGGUUAUCUAGAAAACACGUUGAUAUUUGUUUGCAUUUGUGUGUGGGUGUGUGUGAACAGUGAAAUGCAGUAGUGAAUGCAUUAAAAGCUUGCUGGUAUAAAAUAAUAUCAACUAUUUUUUAAGUUUAUUUGUUUAAACUUUAAAGAAUUAUUAUUAUUUUUUUUGUGUGCUUUAUAUUCAAAAGCAUGUUUAAAAAAAAAAAUGUUAAUUUCAGUUUUCUUUUUAAAAACUUAUUUUAAGUAGUGCCUUUCUGAGUGUUUUAGUUGUUACAUUAAGGUUUCCAUGUCUAUUGUAGUUUUUAAUUGUUCUCUAUGUUAAAUACUUAACAUGGGGGUCAUUUGAAAAUAUAUGUAAGAUUGAUGAUUGAGCCACCCCACACCUUAUAACCCUACCCCUCAUUAUUUAGGGUAACAACACACAAGCUCAGGUAGGUCGCUCCACGCUAUUACAUAACACUUUCUACAUUGGCAUAUCCUAUUCUUCUCAUACAUCUAACCACAGAGAAAUUAUUAUUGUACUAUAUCAAAAUAUGUCCUUGUCUUCAUCUCUUCAUGUUCACGCCUAAAUGACUUUCCAAUAACUUCAUAAGAGUGCUGGCUGUAUACAUUUUGGGUUUGGGCAUAGCACUUAGCUAUUUAUAUUUCUAGUUUCGGGAUGCUUCCAUCAGAGCCUAGCCUCAAGGUUUCUUUUUCAUCUAUGUAAAUUAGUUGGAUCCAAUGUUUUCCUUUUAUCUAAUCAUAAAUGAAAUAAAUUUUCACAAAUCAAAGGGAAAAAAAAAAGAAAGGCCAUUUCUUAAAAUUAAAAGACAUAAUGAUAAUGCGUCAGUGUGAAGAAAAAUGUCAAAUUUUAAUUAUUGGAAAAAGUGGGUUGUUUCAAAAACUAUUUCAUGCUUUUUCUUGUUGAAUAGGAAGGGGGCUAAAUCUUGACUUCAUGUUCAUGUCUUUUUCUUCUGUUUAUUAGUGAAAAUGAGGACAUACUUUGUUGACUAAGUUUAAUAUCAAAGAGAGUAACUUCAAUUUAACCCUAACUAUUUGACAAGCUUUUCUCAUAGCAAUGCUACUUUUUGUCACUAUAACUACUGUAUUCUGUCAUGAAUAACUACAUCCAGUGGUAAACUAGUAAAAAGUUAGUUUCACUAUUUUGUCAUUAACACCUAACACAGUGACAUCUUACAUCAUAGAUACAGUGAUAAAAUACAGCAUCGUCACAGCCACCACUGUAAUUUUAAUUUAAAAAUAUAUAAAUAAUAAACAAAAUAAUUUUUGAACAGUUUUUGUCUGCAUAUAGAUGGAGAGAUGUUUUUCCUUCAUUCUAGUUCAGUUUCAUAUAAGAUAAGAUGAUGUUCAUUUGAACAUCCCAAAGAGUGAUACUAUAUUGAAAUUGGGCUGGUAUUAUCAAUGAUUUAGUCAAAAGUAAAUAUUUUUUUUAAAAUGCAGGUAUAAUUAUUCCCUCUGUUUAUGUAGGCUGGCGUUUCAUCCACUCUAUGUAUCAUUCACAUGAAUGAAUAUUCACAUUGACCUUCAUUAUAUUAUACUAAAAAUCAUAGUGCUACCUGUUAAAUUCAAACUUGUAAUAAAUAACAAAUAUAUUAACCCGGUUAUUGUAGCAUUCAGUAAUUUCAUAUGUAACUCAAUAUUAUCUCUAAAAUAUUGGAGCUUAACUAUAUAAAAAUAGUGGAGGAUACCCAUCGUGACCAAAGACAAUACUAUAAACCUAUAUCUGUGUGGACUGUAAGUUUUUUUAAUACUUUCUCUCCAUCUCUCUGCCAACAAGUAUUAUGCGUCAUGGAAUUUGCGUUCUAUGGUAAGCCAGCCACCAAACAUGUUUUCAAAAGAAAGCUUAGACUCAAUGUCCCAUGCUGUAAACACGUUCAUAUCUUCAGCUCUUUCCUUUACUUGGGUUUUUUUUUUUUUUUGUGGCAAUUUCUACAGAAAUAAUAUCCAAAGUUAAGAUUUGUUUACUUUACGCCCAAAUAUUUUCCUGUAAUGCCCCUGUGGUUAGAGGUGAGGCUAAAAAAGGAAAAAUUACCUCAAAAGUCUGCUUCAUAUUGUUUCUGAUUUUUUUUUGGGUGGACGCCUAAAAAUUAAUAUACACAAAUUUAAAUAGUGAUGACCAAAAAACUGUUAAAAGAAUCUCAUUAACAGAUAAGAGGGAUUUUCUUUGCAAUAGAAAUUUUUUUUUAUUUUAAAACAAAGUAACAUCAAUUAAAGAAAUAACUUUUUUUUUUUUUUUUAAAGUGAAAUAUUCUUCUGUAGAAAUGCCUAAGCUGUAUUUUUUUUAAAAAGAUAUCUAUGUUAACAGUUGUCUAGUCUCAAAUGUUAUCACACAUUUCAUUGAACUGAGAAAACAUGUCACUUGGUGUUUUACUUAUUCACUUACAUAACAACUUUUUAAUGAAUGUUUUUGUUUGUUUAAAAUUAAAAUUAGAAUUAAAAAUUUAAUGGAUGUGGAAAAAUUUGAAGAAAAAAAAUGUUAAAAAAAUAUUUAAAUAAAAAAAAAAAUUUAAUUUCUUUUUUUUUUUUUUUUAAAAGUAAAUUUUGAUUAUUUAGUAAAAUUUAUAUCUUAACUGUAACCAACUAAAUAUUUGAUUAAAUUGGUUUUUAGAAAUUAUAGAUGUUCACCUUAUAGCCAUUAAGUGACUGACGGAAUAGUUUUAAAUAAAAUAUUUUUAUAUAAUAAAUUUCUGUGGCCUGGCUUGUAGCUUUAUGUUGUAUUAUUAUUAUAACUUCUUACCAUCUGAGAUGUGUUAGCACUUUAACAAUGAUUUUUUUUUUUACAUUAAAAUGAUAGCAUUAGCCAAGGACCAUGAUAUAGUUCCCAUGAGUCAUGUGAUCUCGUAGUCUUGCCAUAGUUUUGAGUGUGCAGAGAAUUUAAGUUUACACAUGUUUGCUUUUAUCAGCCCUCAUUUUCCUUCUACCAUUGAAAAAAUUCCUUCUUUCAGAUCUGUUAUCAAGUAAGUUUUUUUUUUCUCCCUCAAUUUUCCAAUAUUUUCUUUCUUUUCGUUUCAUGUCAUUUUCAUUUCCUUCCAAAUUUUGUUUGUCUGCAGGAGAUAUUGACAAAGUUACUGAAGAAGGCAAUUAUUCCAAAUUAAACAAAUAAAAUAAAUAUGUAACAUUUCUAAAUCACAAUAAAUAUAAUCAAGUUUUACAUCUACCUUUUAUUUUGAUGCAAAUGCACAUAAUUGGAUUUGGGAUUUAUUUAACAUUUCAUUUUUGAUACUGCCACUUCUUGAAAAUAACAAAACUUUAUAUAUUACGUAAAAAUGAGACAAUGAUAUAAUAUUGCACUUGUUAGGUCCAGACUUACAUUCACAUAGAGUUCUAAUAAAUAUGAAAGACAGAGUUGAAGUCAGACACAUUCCAAAUGCUACUUAGGACGGCCCAUGGGUUAAGUCUUCUUGGAUUGGUUAAACCACCUCCUGUUUGUCCCAUUGAAUCAGACAGUGUCAGGAAGACAGUGACCCUGCGGCAUGACUAACAAACCGUGUUCUUGUCUUGAGUUGUGUCAGAAGUCUGUGCAUGUCGGUAACACUGUUGCACAAAACAAACAUUGUCUGUUAUGUUAUGAGUAACCCAAUCUGAAACUGCAGUGCUUUAAAAUCCAUAGAGCAUGGUCUUUUCUUGACCAGUACUUACAAGCAAAUAGAAGCAAAAUUCAAAUUUUUUAAAAAAAAUUCUUGAUACAAUAUUACUCUUUAUAUUGUUUACCAUGUAAAUAUUUUAUUUUAAAACAUGAUAAUAAAAAAAUAUAUAAUAUUUUCACACACUAUUAUAUAAAGCUUGUAUUUUAAGCCAGUGUAUGCUCACUGAUGUAUAAUUCAAGUUAGUAUCAGUCUUUAGUUGGCCUUAUGCUAUUUUCUUUCAAACUGUCACUGCAUCAACUUGAUAGAAUCAGUAUCAGAGUAGGAUAUAUGCAGUCAGGGUUGGUCUUUGAAUGAUUCUUAUAGUUUACAUAAUAUGUCAUCAAUAAAUGUGGACAUUUUUUUUUUAUUGCAUUGCAGUUCUAAAAUGUCUUGUGUUUUGUUUUGUUUUGACCACAUUAACAGAGCAAAGCAUGCAAUUUAAACCUUACAAUUUUACUCAGACUUUUGAUGAACAUAAGUACAAAGUAAGAUUAUCUUCCAUUGUUCCUUGUUUCAGUUUGUUUGAAAAAUCCUCCAUCUCUGACGGGGAGGGGGGGGGGGGAUAUUUUAUUUUUUCUAUCAUCUGAUUACUUUGAUUCACCCCUUUAAAAAUCUUUUGUCAAAGUCUUUACAUCAAAGUCUGCAAUAAUGGCCAGGGUGCUCCUUAAAACUGGGGGGAAAUGAUUUAAUCAGACGCAAACAAUAUGUGUCAAUAAAAUAAUAUAAGCCCAGCUUUAAUUAUGAUUAUACAGAAUACAAAUGUGAACGUUUUAGCAAAUGCCUUCAUCAGUUAAAAAAAUAGCAACAAAAAAACCAAUUAUAUAAGUAUAAAUUAAAUUUACAUAAUAUAUAUAUUUAUACAUGUAUCCUACCUAAAAAUGAUAGAAAAGAGUGGGCACUGAUCUCAGCAAGACUCAUGUUUGAAAAAUGAUUUGCAUGAACUUUGUUAUGAAGGCCAACAUUAUGAUUUGAUUAGUGGUUCUCAAUUCUUUGUUUUUCUUUCAGUCACAGUGCUCCAUGAAUUAUCACCUUUUAUUUUAAGAUCAAGUUAAAUUAAAUUUGAUCUUUCAUGAACAUAUUAAAAAAAAAAAGAAACUUUUGCACCCAAAAUCACUUUUUUUUUAAAAAGGUUAAAUUCCUCUUUUUUUUUUUUUACACUCAGUUUGUUUUGGGUUUUCUUUGUCUUCAUUUGUUACCUUUGACCAAUAUCAAAAUCCAUAAUGGCUUACUUUGAAUUAUUGUUCUGUUUUUAAAAAUGCUUUAUUUUGUUUAAAAAAAAAAAGAAUCUUUUGCUCCCUAAAUUAUUUUUUUUUUAAAAAGGUUAAAUUCCUCUUUUUUUUUUUUUACACUCAGUUUGUGUUGGGUUUUCUUUGUCAUCAUUUGUUACCUUUGACCAAUAUCAAAAUCCAUAAUGGCUUACUUUGAAUUAUGGUUCUGGUUUUAAAAAUGCUUUAUUUUGUGCCUAAACUUGAAUUGAAAUAAUUUAUAUUGUUUUUGAAGGAAAGAAAAUAGUUUAAGAAAAUAGUUUAAGAAAUACAAAUUCAAUGAGACGCUUACUUGAGAACCACUGUAUUUUUUUGGUAUAUUUUGUUACAUGCUAAAUGUUUUUCUAUGCCCAAAUGUUGUAAUGUAAAAAUUUAAUUUCAAAAUAAACAAAACAAGCCAGGUGAACUCUUUAAAAAAAAUUUCAUGUCAAGGAAUAUUUUAUUGUGUCAAUGCCAGGGUUAAGUGACUUUGUCCAUUUCAACUCUUAGUUCUUAUGUUUGACCUAACACUGAUUUGUCUCAUUCUGACUAAACUUAUUUCAUCGUAGUUUCAUUUUAAUUUGGCCAUUUCUCAGAUCGGCUUCUGUAACAGGAAUAUUUUAACACCCAAUUUUCAGUCAUAGAAUGUUUGACAUCUCACGUUUGAAAAAAGUAAAUCUUGAUUUACACUUGUCACAGUGGCAUGCUCUCCCUUAUCCCAUCUUCUGAAGUCCUCUCAACAUUUCUCCAUUUGUCCGGCCAACCUUUUUAACUGUUACACUGUCCUUGUGUCCACAGGUCCUGUCUGCAGCCACAGUUGUCGCCAAACACACUUCAUCUCUUUGUAACUCUUGUAGACUGGCAUCUUCGAAAACCGCCAACCCUGUUGCCAAAAGGCACUUUGUGCAGAGUGCAAAAGAUGUUGCCAACAGUACAGCUAGUUUGGUCAAAGCCAUCAAGGUCGGUGCACCUGGAAUAAUGAAUCAAAUAUUGGCUGUUGAUGUUAUAAAGUGUAAAAAUAAAAUAGCAUCUUGGAGACUUCCUUUUAACCCUUUACGGGGCAGAGGUACUUCCUCUUGCAUGUCCUGAAGGGGCACCACUUUUCCAUUUUUUAGUAAGAUUUAGGGCUAUGUUACCAAAAAAAUAAAAUCUAAGGUGUUAGUCAACAAAUUUGUGUGAAAUAUAAAGCAAAAUAAAGGAAAAUGAAUGCAGAUUUAUUAUUGAACUCACAUGUUGCCAUUAAUCCUCAUAUGAACACAAAUAUUUGCAAAAAACAACAUAUUGUUUGUGAUUGUGAGUCAUCUAUUUACUAUUGACAAACACUGCCACAAAAUCGAAGUUUUUAAAAUUCAACACUGCUUACUAGGCUGAUUUCACUAAUAUUACUAAUAAUAAUAAUAUCUAGUUCCAAUUUACAGUCAAUUCGUGUACUUAAAUGUCACUUAAAUUGAAUCCAUAGUAAUCUCCGCAAUAACUUGAAUAAUAGGCAAAUAAUCGGAAAAUCCAUUUCGAAAAUUUUUUUUUUAAACCCCUAAAACUACAAAAAAAAAUCUAUUAAAUACUUGUAACUGGCGCCUACUCUAUUUAGCUAUCAGAAAACUGUAUGUAAACAAUAGGAAGUCUCGCAAUGCCUCGGAGGUCACGAGAAAACAACUCUUAUGUCGUCACUGACGCUUUUGGGCGUUUUGCCCUUUAAAUGGUAAAGACGUUUUCGGCCGCUCUGCGCCGUAAAGAGUUAAGGUUAAAAAAAAAAUUAAGUUGUAUUCAACUGAAAACCUGUUAUUCUGAACCAAGUAUCCAUGGUACAUGCAUUCGUACAAAUUUCUGACGGGCCGAGCUAUUUGUUUUUUAUAACCCAGCUAGUAAAGCAGCGGGUGGUGCGCCUUGUCUCCUGGUCAGUACUGUAUAACAACUUCAUAGUGUCAAAAGCUUUUACAGAGAUGAUUACAUUUUUUUUUCAAAAGCUACCAUUGACAAGGGUAAUACUUGGCUUCACAGUGGGGCUAAAGGGAAUGAGGGGGUGGGGAGAUGGGGUUUCAGAACCACUGGUAUAGACAGUGUUGUAGAGUAAGUCUCUACAUUCAAGGGAUAUUAAACUGAUGGAUGAAAUCAAGAAAGAAAAUCAAUUGAUCAUUUAACUAUUUGUGUUAGAGGAUUUUGUUAAUUUUUUUAACAAUUUAUGCAAGAGGGUCAUGGUCUUGUUAACAACAUUGAUUUGAUAUCAUCAGAAAUCCACUCUAAAAGUGUUGCUAAUACAAACAUUAUUUUUGUGUGUGCUCAUUGGCUAUAAAUCCAAGAAAAUAAUGAGCCACAGCUCCUCAUCUUGUCACUAUUUCUUCAGCUGCAUAGCUGAUAUCUGGUGCCAUAUUUAGGAAAUAUUUCUUAUUCAAGUCAAGAAAAGUCAGAAGUAAAUGAUUACUUGCUGAUUUAAUAUUCAGCUGCAAACAAAAAGCAGAAAAAAGUUGACCAUAAAUUUUCAUGGUAAUUUAUUCAUACAUUAUUAAUUUACUAAAGAUUUUACUAAAGGUUUUCUUGUACAAUUAAGUGAUAACAUUGAUGAAAUGUCUGCAGGCUCUAGACAGUGAUUUCACAGAAGAAAACAGACAGAAAUGUGCCGAGGCUGCACGACCACUGAUCAACGCGGUUGAUGAACUGACGACGUUUGCCUCGUCCCCAGAGUUUGCCAGUAAACCUGCCAAAAUCAGUGCCCAGGUAAGGCAUCUUGGCUUGAUAUUGGAGGGGAGCAAGGAAGGCACUCAUUCAAUCCUAUCAUCUUACAAAAUGUUUGUCAUUGAAAACAAUGCAUCUUGUUAACUGGAUCUAGAGAAAUGCCUUGCCUCUCUUGAAAUAUUAUUCAAAUGAUCUUUCUUCUGAAUGAACUUGAUUCUACACUUCUUGUUAAGACACCAUCCCUGGAAGAGACUUCUGAUAUCUCUUUGAUGGAUGCUUUAUGCUAUAAACAGAUAUUUGUUUUUUUAAAAUUAAAAUACAUCACAUUGGCUUUUUUUUUCUUUUCAAUGGUCAUUCUAAUGGAACCAUUUGAUAUGAUUCAUGUAAACACAUAUAUUCCUAGCAGAGUGAAGCAUUUAUACGGUGCCUCACCAAAAUGAACAUUGUAAAUUCAGUAAAAUGUCUGUCAUCCAGCCACGACUAUUGUAUCCCCUUGCAGGCUCGCCAGGCACAAGAGCCCAUCACCCAAUCUGGCAAGGCCAUGAUAGAGGGAGCAUGCAAUAUGUUGCAGGCAGCCAAGCAGCUGGCAGUCAACCCCAAGGACCCUCAAACCUAUCAGAUUUACUCUUUCCACUCCAAGAGUGUAUCGGAGGCCAUCAAGAGACUGGUGUCAUCCAUCAAGUAAGUGGAUUUUGUCCUCCUUACUGUCAUAUUUCUUUACUGAUUUAUUUCAAACCCUGGAAUUCCUUGACAUGGCCACUAAAUAUAUAAAUGUGUCUUUUCUGGUUCCUGCAUUUGAUGGAAACAUUAUCCUUACUGUGCUAGUCAUAGUUUCAAUAAUUUAAAAAAAGUUCAAAUGCUAUAAUAAAUGACAAUUUUUUUUUUAUGUCAAAGAUUAAAGUGAACUUUUUGUGCUUAAGCUCACCAUCACUAAGGAUAUGACCAAAACAUGGAGAACUAAUGGUUGUUUAGACAUAAAUCCUGAUAAAAUGUUUGUUUAAUCUCAUUGUCCUCAUACAAAGCCUUAUUGUACAUUAGUGUCAAUUUGUCUGUUGCAUUGCUAGAUCACAUAUUUCUUUCAAGUCUUGCUCCUCCUUAACUUCAAGGGUUAAAACAUGCUUAAAGUGCAACUUUUUUUUUUUUGCUGCAUAGGGACAUGGCCCCUGGCCAACAUGAGUGUGACAACGCCAUUGAACACCUGAACUUGACCAUCCGAGACCUGGACCAAGCAUCACUGGCCGCCAUUAGCCAGAACCUCAAGCCUCGAGAUGAAAAGUCUUUGAAGGUAAGGCGACCCACCACGGUAAUUACAUAUGCAUUCGUGUAUGAUGUUUACAUAUUGAAGCCUGAAAAAUACAUCUCCCAUAAUGGUCAGGAUGUUUUUUUCUAUUUUUAAAAUAUUUUUUUCUAAAACCUUUUAGUGGAAUGUAUGAGGGUUGAUUGUGCUAAUAGAGUUGUGCUAUUAGAGUGCAUUAUGAUUGUGCUAUUAGAAUGCAUUAUUCAGAGAUAUGUUUUCUCUUCUCUUAGGCAUACCAAGAACAAAUGAUCAACAGCGCCAGAGAAAUAUUAGACCGAGUAGAUCUAAUCAGACAGGCUGCCAAAGAGGAGCCUCAGAACUUGGGACAUUUGGUGAGAAUUUCAACUUGAGUGACUUGUAGGUCUUAGUACCGCGUAUUUUAUAAUCUCUGAUUAAUAUAUUUGAGAUAUGUGCGUGUUUGAAUUUCUGGAAUAUCGCUCCUCAGUUUUCUUUCUGCAACUUUUCUAAUCACCAGAUAUCAACAGUUUCUUCCUACUUUGAACCUCUUACAAGAUCUGCCAUCGGCAGUGCCAGCAAGACAGUCAACUCCAAACAACAGAUGAACAUUCUUGACCUGACUAAAACUGUUGCAGAGUCGGCCUUACAGUUUAUGUAUGCCUGUAAAGAAGGGGGAGGGAAUCCUAAAGUGAGUCCAAAGUUUUAUUAUUGCUCAUAUUGUAAAGGUAAUUGUCCCAAAUGUCUGUGUGCAAUUUUAACAAUUGUACAAAAUAGCAAAUUAUUUAUGAAAAAUUUUGUAACCUCUCACUGCACAAAGUUUGCACACCUCUGAUUUGGUGUAAUACUUCUAUCCAUCCCUGUGGCGCUUCAGCCCAUGGAGGACUUUGGCCACCCUCACCACUUCCUUCCAUUGAGACCUAGCUAAUGCUUUUCUUUUCCAUGUUUGGAUUCCCAAUUGCUGUAGAUCUUGUUCCACAUCAUCCAUCCAUCUAAGCCUAGGUCUGCCUUUGAGCCUUUCUACUGAAUAAAAAUAACUGCAAUCAUAAUUGUCUUUCAAUAGGCCAUCCACACUCACGGUCCCAUCGACAGUGCUGCAGAUGAUAUGAAGGACGUCCUGCAGGACUUGCUGCAGACCAUGGAGGAAGCUGCCUCACAGUCUGGAGUUGUCAACAGCAUGAUCGACACCAUUACUAAAUCCAUUGCCAGGGUAGGAGCAAUAGCAAGGAUAGUUUAACCUGCUGGGUCCCUUAAUCUUAUUUCUCUUCAGUCACACAGUCGACAUGGAACUACCCGAGUCUUACUUGCACAAAGAGAGAUCACAAUGAAACCUCUACAGUGAAACUAGACCUGUGUUCUGUUGAAGAUUUUUAUGCUAGACCUGUGUUCUGUUGAAGAUUUUUAUGCUGGGGUUGUGACGUUCUGACAAACUAAUAACAGCCACAAGUAGAUUCAUUGAAGAAGCUGCAUCAACUCUUUGACAAGGCUUUUAAUUAAUAAAACAGAUGUGCUAAACCCCAAUCUUUAAUUAACUUAUUGCAGUUCAGGACCAUUCCCUCCAUAGAAACCAAUCUUAUCAUGAAUACAAUCAUCACAUAAUGAAACUAGCAUUAUGACACAAUUAAAAUUGUUCAGUAAAAAAGAGGGAACUACAAAGAUUUUGCACUUUAAGCAUAUCUUUUAGUAUCUAGUCACCUGAAAUAACUUUUUUAAGCUCUUUCUUCACAUUUCUGUUAUUCCAGACGGAUGAACGCCAGAUUGACAGAAUGUCCAUCAUAGAAAACCUUUCCUUUGUCGACCACCAAACUAACAUGGUCAGACUGGCAAAACAGAUAGCAAGGACAGCCCAAGAUAUGGUAGGACAAUUAUUUCAAGACAAUUCAAGACAAAGAUUUGUCCUAAUUAUAAAUGUUUAUACUUAUAUCAUUGAAAUAAAAAAAGAUUUAUUUAUUUUUUUUAUGUUGUAAAUUUUGAAGUGAUAUCUGUUAAAAGUUGAAAAAAAUUUUUUUUUUUAAAACCUUUUUGUUUAAUUUUGUGGGAAUGUUGUCUUAUUUUUUCAUGAAUGUUGUCUAUUAGUUCUAUAGUGUUGUCUAUUUGUUUAUUUGUUUCAACUUGUACAGAGUUAUUUUUAAUCAACUUCCCUCCAAAAUGUAAAAAAGCUGAAUUUAAUACACUGCUUAGUCUUGCAAGUCCUUUUAAUCUUUAUAAUUUUGGGGAAUCCAUAAAUGACCAAUACAUUAUAAAAAAAAAUAUAGAUAUUUUAAUUUUUGAAAAAUGUAAAGGAAAUUUUGUGCAAGCAGAGAUCCUAUCAUUGUCUAAACAUAAAUCAUAUAUUUCGUUCUAUUGUAACUGUUAAUACCAAAGGUUUCAUGUUGAUAGGGCCUUUGAUAAGGUCAAGUUGAACAGCUGAACGAAAUUAAUAACAACUAACCUAUUCGUCCAACAGAUUGGUAAAUCAACAACCAAUGUCGGCCAGCUGGGUGUGCUGGCUAACCAACUGACCAGAGACUAUGCAGCCCUGGCCAGUGCUUCUUUAGGUGCUACACAAGCUGCCAACAACUUAGAGGUAAGACUGCACUUUGUUUAUUUGGCUAGCACAACAAAGAAAAGCCUCUUUAAUUACUUUAUUUUUUUUUUAAUGUAAGAUAAAGAAAACACAAAAACGCCUAUGAAACUGAUGUGCACUAUAAAUUUGUGGCUUCUAAAACUUCGAGUGUGAUAAACCAGCAAGAAGUUGUGUCCAUAGAAUCAGUUGAAAGCAUUUCCCUGUUAAUUUAUUAUUUUAAUAUUUUUUUUAUUUUAUUUUAUUUUAUUUGUCUCCUUUGGUGGAUUUGCAUCUCAGAGCUCAUAGACCAUUGAGUUGCCAUGUGUAAUCCAUCACUUUGAGAAGCACUGAUUUUUUAAGUGAUCACCCUAUGGUGAAUUACUUUUCAAAUACUUCAGAGUGCAUGUAAAUUAUAAAAUAAAUUGUCCCGUAUGUGAACAGAUUGGUAACAGAAUCAGGUCAACCGUCCAAGACCUGGGAAAAUCCUGUGUUGAGUUGGUACAAGAUGCCGGCAAUCUCCAGGGUAACCCAACAGAUCAGUACACACAGAAGGAACUCAGUGACCAUGCAAAGAGUGUGCAAGAAAAAGUAAGUGGAUGCUUGUAGGGUUUGAAUGAACGGUGACCUAGUUGUUAUUUAAUUUUUGUAAGCAUGAUGUUUGACAGCCAAGUCCUCAUCUCAUGCCAAGUUGGGUGCUAUUUCUCUUUUAUGUUGGUUGAGUUUUUUUUAUUUAUUCAGGGUUUGCCAACCCCACCCCCAUGUGCCAACCCCCAAGGGCCACCUCCACCACCAAGUGCCACUGCCACCCCAAGUGCCACCCCCACAAUCACCCCCAAGUGCCAUAUAUCAAAUACCUAGUUCUAUCUUGCUGAUGUUAAUUAGUGUGUGCAGAUUUGACAUGGUGUUGCUAUCUUAAACAUUGAAUCUUGCAUCCAUUUUUAUGUUUUAGAUGAUAUUUUUUCAUGCCUCGAUGAAUUACUAUAACUAUAAUAUGUCUUUUUGUUUCACCAGGUAGCCUAUGUACUUGCGGCCUUACAAGCAGGUGCCCGUGGAACUCAGGCCUGUAUCAAUGCCGCCAGUACAGUGAGCGGUAUUAUAGGAGACCUGGACACCACCAUCAUGUUUGCCUCGGCUGGAACUCUCAAUGAUGAAGGUUCAGAGUCAUUUGCUGACCAGAGGUCAGUUAACUUUUUAUUUUAUAUAAGUUCCAAUAGUUUCUUUAAAUAUAAUAGACUUGAUGUAAAAAAAUUAAGAGCAUAGGCAAAUAUUACAUUAUGAAUCGUAACAAGUUCAAGUCUUUUACCAUGGAUUAUGCAAGCUGGCAUGGCCGGCUCACUUUUGGAGCAAAAUCCUCAGAGUAUAAGCACACCGCUCACGCCCAAAGAAAGCACAUGGCAAGAAAAAAGCAAAGUCAAUUCAAAUUCUACAAGGACCCAAAACAAUGUGUCCCACAUGCGGGGAAGCUUUCCAGGUGCAUGUGGGACUUGCAGUAUAGUUUUUUUUAAGCAUUUAUUAGCAAUAUAUAUAGUUUAUAAUGCAGACUUAAAAUAACUUAACUUGUAAAUAACUCUACCGAGAAUUAUUAUCAAAACAGUCACUAUUCUGUUGUCGUAGUCAUAAGUAGUUUCUUGUUCAUCACAUAAUUACAUUUUGUAUCUUAUUCUAGGGAGAAUAUUCUCAAGACGGCCAAAGCCCUGGUGGAGGACACCAAAACUCUUGUUGCUGGUGCUGCAUCCAAUCAGGAGCAGCUCGCAGCAGCUGCCCAGUGCGCUGUGAAAACAAUCACUCGAUUGGCCGACGUGGUCAAACUUGGCGCAGCAUCUCUUGGAUCUGAACAGCCAGAGGCCCAGGUAAGUGUCUCCAUCAUAGUGUGCACAUUUCCAUAGAUAUGUUAAGUUAAACAGAAAAUUAUCUGACAUCAGACAUUUUACAAAAUAAUAAGAAAAGAAUAUUAGUUGUUGGGCUUUACUAAUGGCUAAUCGUUGUGAAAUAACUACAAGUUUACAAGAAGUAAGAAAAGAAUUAAAUAUAAAUUUACAUAGACUUUUAUGCAUUAUUGAGAGAUACUGUAUCUAACAUGUAAAAAAAAACAAAAAAAAACUAUUUAGGCAAAUUAAAUAAUGGUGGCUAUAAAAAGUUCUGCAAUUUGUUUUGUAUAGUAAAAUAAACAAAUAAAAAAAAAGCAUCAACCAUUUAAGACAUCUAAAUAAUUACUUUUUAUCUAAAGGGAUUAUAAUUUUUGUUUCUUUAGUUUUAACUUCCCUCUUCACCUUAAAGUUAUGCAUUGGUAUUUUAUUGUUUGAGUUUCAUAUAUACUGUGUGAAUUUUACGUGAGUAGGGAUAUGCCGCCUUUAGAGUUUUGGUAUCUUUUUUUUUAUCUCUACUUUUUUUUUUGGUCUCCAUUUUUCUUGCAUUUUGUUUUGAUAGUUUUCUUCAUCUUUUGUUAAUUGUUAGGUUGAGUAGUUGUUAUUUUGAGCGUGGUGGUGUGGGCUGUUUGGCCCAACUGAUGGAAUUAACGUUGUUUCUAGAAAUAGAGAUUUGAACUAAAGGAAAUGAAAUGUGCAUAUGGAUCAUAUAAUUUAGCUAUUUUUAGUACAUUACAGAGUUAUGUACAGAUAAUGCGAAUUACCUAAACUAUUAAAAAGGGUGUUUACACAACUGAACUAAAAGUUUCUGUAGUGACUGAAUUAAAAAAACUCACCAGCUGUCCCCGCUGUUGUUUACUUUUCCUCUUUUUACUGUUACCAUUCAACCUGUUUAGAAAGAAGAAAAAAAAUCUGUAAUCUUUACAGUUUCGAAGGGUAGUGUUGUGUGCUGAACAUGUAUUCUUACCUUAGGUGAUUACCCCGCAUGUCUUUUGUUAACCAAUUUCCUUUCUGUCCAUCACCCCACCUGUGUCACGAACAGGUUCUGCUGAUCAACGCUGUCAAAGAUGUGGCCUCCGCAUUGUCAGAUCUUAUCAGUGCCACCAAGAACGCCUCAGGCAAGAGUGUCAACGACCCUGCCAUGCUAGCACUGAAAGACUCGGCCAAGGUAAGUCUUGAAUGCUCUCAUCAUUCUGUUUCUACUGUCACAAAAAAAAACGCUCACUUUAGAAAAAAUUUUAUCUGACAUUCAAGAAAUUUUUAUAAUCAUGAAAGUAGUAAAGAAAUCAUACAUCGACAUUUAAUUUUGACUUUCAGUUUUUUACAAAUAAAUUAUUAUUUCCCACUGGGACUUUACAAUAAAUGCAAAUUUCUACAUCAGCACGACAGUGUAAUUUGGUAUAAAUCAUCAAAAAACAUCAACAGUUUCUCACCACCAUUUUCUACUUACUGUUUUCAUUCCUUUAUUUAGCUCUAGGAGCUUUGCAUUUUUCACAUCAAACAAGUGAUUUAUUAUUGGACAUUAAAUUUUUUAAUUAAAAAUCAGGAUUUACGUGGCCUGAUGUUUCCUGAGUGAACUAAUCUGUAUUUAUUCCGAGAACUCCAGCCAUUGUUGCGUAAAUGAAAUUUACAACCAAAAAAAAAAAAAUGAAAUAAUCAUUCGUAAAGUAUAUUUAAUUAGGCACAUCCUAUUUUGAGUGACUUUCUUGAAAAAUGCAAACUCUUGAAGUUAUAAUUAUUUAGUGAAUAUAGUUAAAUGCACAUGGCAAUAGGCUUUAUGUAAUUGCUAGACUGCUGGAGUUUUGUAGGAAACUUAAUAGGAUACUUCAGGCUAUUUUUGGGCAGGAUUUAUAUUUGUCAUACUGUUUCUCUUUCCCUUGUUUUCAUCAAUAAAAUAUAGCAGAUAUUGAAAAUUAAUUAAACUAUUCACAGAAAUGUUGAAAAUAAAUUUUAUUCAUAAGAAAAUGAUAAAUCAAUUUACACUUAUAAAUUAUUAUUGCUUAAAUAGAAAUAAAGAAAAACAGUUUAAAAGCAUGAAGCUCUAACCCCACCUAACUAUGUCAGCAAACCUUGACAGUGUUGUUUUUCUUCUUGAGAAUUUUGUAGUAGAGAGUUUGUGCACAUCAAAGGAAACAAAAUGAUUGCAGUGAAUGAUUACAUUUAUACAACUUUUUGUAUAUUUUGUAUAUUUAUGUUGUCUCGGGGCAGUAACUAUCUACUUGUGACAAAAAAGAAAAAAAAAAGACAAUAAUUUUUUAACGUCAUUUAUUACAACCUGGCAUCUUAUCAUGUGCAUUUAAUUAUGUUCUGUUACCCUUAAGUAAUCCUAAUUGAUCGUAUAACCACCUAGACCAAAUAGAUUUUCAAUGGUGACUGAGCUUACUUAAGUCAUAAAAUUCUGGCAAUUUAAAGAGAAGUAACUGAAUAUUGUGGAUAAAUUACUUUGAUGUGUCACAACCAACUAGAAGCACAAGCACAUUUACUGUUGUUGUUGUUGUUAUCAUUUGGGGGCGGGGGCGGGGUGCUGCAUUAUUUAUUUUAUGUCUGUUGCUUUUUUUUGUCACCUUGUAUAUACUUGUGUGAUGGCCUUGACCUUGACCCUGUAGUCUCCUAGUCAUCAUCAUCUGGUGGCAUAUAGGUAGCUCUUAUACAGAUACAAGAUUAUUAUUUUCUUUUAUUUAUUUGUAUUGGAUUUCUCUCUUUCCCUUCCCUACCAUUUAUGUCAUGUGUGGAAAGGUUUCUCAGUCAUUUUAUAUCUGACAAUUAUGUAGUUUCCAGUAAUAGAUUUCUUCACAAAAAUCACUUUAUUCUAUGCAUACCACCAGUGGAAGAGCCAUGAAAAACAAAAAGCAACAGGAAGGGCAUUUAAUAUAAUUUUCUGAUGGAUCACUUACCAGGUGUUCCUAAGCAACCAGAAGGGCAAAUACUAUAAUUUUCUGAUGGACCACUUACCAGGUGUUCCUAAGCAACAGGAAGGGCAUAUAAUAUAAUUUUCUGAUGGAUCACUUACCGUAUAUCAUAGACAUUUACGGCAUUUAAAAAAUGUCUAAGAAAUAUUACCCCGAUUGACCGGCUACUUCAUGCCAUGGUGGUGACAUGGAGACAGGAUUCCUGUGGUGAGUCUGCUGACAUGUUAUUUUAAUUUAAAUGUUGACAAAAAAAAGUUUUGAAAUUCAAGACCUAGUUUUAAAAUGCCAUCAACAGUAUAAAAUUGACAAUUACAUCACAUGAAGAUACUGAAUGAGGAUAGAAAGUAAAGCCACCUGCAUGUCUGUGAUAACAACAUGAUUUCUAGCUUUAUUAAUGCCCAUGUUCUGGUGUACACAGAGUGAAAAUCAGCUGAUGGAAUCAGCCAAACACGCCACAAUACCUACUUUAUAAUGAAUUUUAAAAAAAAUGUUGUUUUUUUAACUUGCUGUGUACAAGUCUGUGGCCAGAUUUUUUUGAUGACUCAUUAAAAGCAGAUAAAUAGAUAUUUUCGUGGGCCCUUCUUUUAAAAAAAAAAGAACUUUAAAAAGUGUACACAGUAUUUUACUUCAAUUUUGCUUAUAAAAGGUUUUUUCAACCACCAUUUAUUUUGUAUGUGCAUUAAUUGCAAAAAAUCAUACAACGGCAACUAAUAAUCAAUGGAAAUAAAUCAAUGAAACCUCCCUGAUCUAGAUCCCUUUCAUAUAUUUAAAUGUUUUUCCAUAGGGUUUGCAUGUCAUGCAGGGCUUUGGAAAUCAGUGUUUUGACUUAAGGAGGUUGGCAUGCAUGGUAACAACUAACACUAACUAAAUCUGUGCAACAAAUUCUCAUUGUUUUAUCAGUAAUUAUUACUAAUAACUAGGCUACCGCCACAGCUAAACUGUGAUAACUUUAAAAAAAAAAAUUAUAAUAAAAUAAUGUUAAAUAGUUUUUAUCAUUAAUAAGGCCAUAAGAAAUUGAGAAAAAAAAAAUUAAUUAAUUACCUCCCUCUCCACGCCUCAAAAAUUAGAUAAAAAGUAGAACAUAUGUAUGUAUCUGUAAAAUCACCUAGACAAUUCUCCAGGUGUACUGACGCAUGAACAUUAUGUUCUGGAAUCAUCUUUUCAGGCGAGACGGCAGCUGAAUCCAACAGAAGUGCGGUAUUUAUGCGCUAUACCAGCAUGCACCUAGCAAGUUUGCCUUUGGAUUAUCACUAACACUUGGCUGACCAUUCGACUUUAGCUUGUGAACUAUUUGAUCGGGUCUACCCAAACUGACGUUAAGUCAGACACAUCCUUGUUUUCAACUUUCGACAACAUUUUUCGAAGAAAAAUUAUGUUUUUAAAAAAAACAACUAAUUGCUAGAGCAGUAGAUUAGUUCUGCCCCUUGUCGUCACAUUCAUCUAAACAAUUUUCCAAAGUAGUGUAAAUAAUAAAAUUGAUUUUUUUGUUGUUGUAAGUUUUAAAAAAAAAAUUCAUUUAAAUAUGACUUCAAACAACUGUCAUUAAAAUUCUAAGAUUUCUAUUGUAAAUGGUUGAUGCUUUUGUUAAUAUAAAUGAAGAAGAUAGAGUUUUCAGUUUAGCUUGUGCACAGCUGAGUCUCUGUAUUACAUUCAUAAAUGCUGUAGACAUUUGUUGUAGGGGGAAACAGUUAAGUCCUAAUAUUGUUUUGUGCUUCUCACUUCACCAAGGAAAAAGGAUUUCAUUUGUAUAGAACAGCAAGGGUUCUACGACUACCAGAGUGCAGGAACUAAGGAGUCUGCCUGGCCUGGCGUCUUUUGAAUAUGACAAAACUGUGAACACAUUAUAAUACAAGUAGCUUUUUAACCUAGAGAUCUCCAUUGUGUGGUGCCAUCUAUAUGUUGUGUUAUCUCAUUAAGUCGGUGAUCACAUCCUGCCUGUUCAUUUGACAUUUCAUAGUGGUGUAUACAAGUAAUUCAUAAAACCUGUAUCUUAACUAUCAGUAUUUACUAUUACAAUUGCUAUUCUGUAUUUAUGCUUAUUACAAUAUACCAUGACACAAAUAUUCGCUGCUGAAAUUGAGAUGUCAUCUGGUCUCUCGUUUAAAUCAAAUCGCUGAGUAGCCCUUGCAAACAGUGAAGUAACCCCUCUGAAAAAUAGGAGCCAGAAUGAUCAAUAAAUUGAUCGUGGGCCCUCAAAAUUUAGAAGAAGAAGAGAAGAAGAGCAAUAAGAAAAAAACUUUUCAAAAAUACUCAGGCAAAAUUUUCUCCAGUCUGUGAAUGGUUGAUACUAUGCUCUGUGUCUUUUAAGUUCUUUUAUAUCAAAGUAAGAUUUCUUAGAGACAACCAGAUCUCCAAAGCUAGAAUAAACUUCUUAUAAAAAAAUAAAGCACAUGCAUAAGGCUUCACAGAAAGGAGAGCACCUAAUACAUUUUUAAUUGUUGGAUUGCACGGUUUAUUGUAGAUCCUGUUCAAUUUCAAUAUGGUGCAAAACUGCAAAUUGUGCAGCUCAACCAAUUUCCACCAAAAAGUGGCCCCCCUUAAAAAUGAAAAAAACUACACAUUUACGUUUACAAUAAUAAAAAUAACAUAUUAAUAAUCAAGGCUUAGGUUAUGAAAUGUAGAUGGUGACACCUAAAUUUUUUUUUUUAGGGCGUUCUAAUGUCUUAAUCCGCCAGGCCUGUUUCUCUCUGCCGGUAAGGCCAGAGUUUCAGAAUCAGUGCAGCAUUUUAUCAGUGCUUACUUUGAAUGAUAUGCUAUAAAUAGAAUACCUCAUCGCCAAUCAUUUUUGUAUACAUCUCAGACAGUAGCUAAAUUAUGUCUCCAUUGAUUAGUCCCCUCACGAAGGACCCUCUGAGGCCCAUCAUUUUAUCUGUUUAUUUAUUUCAAUAUUUAUAUCAUAAUUUUUGUCUGGUAGCUUACAAUUAUGGCUUGUGAUUAAUAAAUAUCAAUUUAACUCAAACUGUCGGCCUUCAUUUCUUUAUAUGAAUAAACAGUCUGUACAUGCUACUGUUUUCUCAUUUUUUUAAAAAAAAGCAUACUUUUAAACAUGGUCUACUUUUGGUCACUUCAAAUAUUUCUUAUGAAAUAUGUACUAUGAACCCACUAAUCAGAUAAGAUGGCUCUAUUUGCCAUUGCUAGUUGCUGAUGUCGAGUCGUUCUUGGAUCCACGCGUAAGUAAACGUGUUACGUGUCGGGUGUUGUUUCUUGUCUGUUUUGUUGACGAUUGUCUUUUGUUGUGGUGCUGCUGCAUAGUUAGUUAGAGGGUAAGCUGUGUUUCAUUCGUCAGUCUGGUGUGCUUCUGCUUCUAGGAACUGAUACAAACACUAGGCCCAAUCAAUGGUUGUAACACAUCAGCUUCCUGGUAUUGGAAUAAAAUUAAUAGUUUUAACGAUGUGCUCAAUUGUAGGUGAUGGUGACCAAUGUCACGUCCUUACUCAAGACUGUCAAGACGGUGGAAGAUGAGGCUGUCAGAGGCACCAGGGCCUUGGAGUCGACCAUUGAAGCCAUUGGACAGGAAAUUAAGGUAAUGAAUUCACAAGUAGCAGCAAGCUACUCUCUAGAACAAUUACUUUUAAAAAAAUCACUAAUAACUCAGGAAUAAGCUAGAUGACACAAUUAUCAUAUCAAAAUACUUUCUUGGGCCUAUAUGAUACAAUAUGAUGCAAGAAUCCAAAUUUUAAAUUAACAUAUUAAGUUUGCAGUUUCAAGUAACACCUAACAUGGUACAACAUACCAAUAAAAAAUAUAUAUACUUAACUUCUCAUUUAGUUUGCACACUGUACACUCUUAAGGAAUACAACAACAAAAACUGAAAAAUACAAAGCUUCAAAAGACUGAAUUUAUAUUUAAUUGUAAAAUUUUUACCCUCAAAACUUACUUGUAUAGAGCUGAAAGCUUUUUAGAUGUUCUGAAAAAAUGAUAGAUAUGAUGGAACUCUAGCCUUGACAACUCUCUUUAGAUAUGAAGGAACUCUAGCCUUGAUAACUUGGCUUUGGCGUGCAUCUCUUGUUUAUUUUAGAACAGGGCGUGGCAUACUUUUAGUAAUAUUAUGCCAAAGUAGGAUUUUUAUUCAUUCAGCCAAUUCAUAAUAGAAUUAGCAACAGGUAUAAAAAUAAUUUAUUAAACAUGAUGGUUCAAUAAUUUUUUUAAAGUAGGGGAGAUAAAAAGUUGACGAGAUUUUAAAAAAAUGGUAUUUCCCAUGCUGAACAUUGUUUUCCUGCAAGUUUAAACCAAAAUUAAAACAGGAAGAUCAUUGAGUGAGGAGUGCCUGAAUUGUUUCUAUAGUCAUUUUUAAUAUAGUAGUUACUAUUCUAGUGUCUCUGGUUUUUCAUUUUUAUUUUACUUUAGCAGUUUAAAUAGGUUACAUGUUUUUAAUAAUUGUAAAGCGCUUAGAGCUGUAAGGUAAGCGCUAUAUAAAAAUGCCUAAAUAAAUAAAAUAAAUAAAUUGAAGAUUUAUGUGCACUCUAACAGAAUAGAAUAAUAUUACAAUGCUCACUGCCUUGUGUCUAUGAUUUCAGGCCUUUGACUGUUCAGAUGACGUCCACAAAAAAGCCAGUGCUGAGGAUCUGAUCAGAUUUGCCAAACCCAUUACAACAGCGACCGCUAAAGCUGUUGCUGCAGGAAACUCUGGGAGACAGGAAGAUGUCAUCAGCACUGCUAACAUGGGCCGCAAGGCCAUCUUUGAUUUACUUGGUGUAGUAAAGGUGAGCUGUUGCUAAUUGAUCUAUUUUAAGCAUAGUUUAAAAUGAAUGGGCAUUCUAUCUUUAAUGAUUUUGCAGUUUGACACCCCUGUAUUUUUCAUCUCAGAUAAAUUCCUUCAUAAUUAUGUCACUGAAAUUGUCUUGAUUCUUACGAACAACUGAAUAGAAACAAAACAAAAUUUAAGCCUAUCACAUCAUUAAUGAUGGAUUCCUGUUCAAAAACUAGACUGUCAAAUAAAAACUGUCAUGAAACAUCAUAUCUCAGAGCUGGCUCUUAGGACAAAAAGAUAUAAUGAGGAGUUCUUCAUCUUGCUUGUUAACCAAAACUUGGCCCUAAAAUAUUUUCACAUCUAGUAUGUUUGAAAUAUAAUAUAACGUUAAGUCAUUGUCACAACUUGGCUGUCAUAGAAACGUCUUAAAACACAUGCAUUCAGUGCCCAGUGUGUGGAUAGGAUUGCAUCUCAGUUCACUGGUGCCAUGCCAAUGAGUAUGCUAAUGAUUUAUGUCUCAUCCAGGGAGCCGCUGCAACAGCCGAGACAUCUGAGAUCAAACGCCGAGCUGUCAAUGCAGGCCGAACAGCUGCCAUGUCAUACAAGGAGCUCUUAGAGAGUGUUCUAUUCGUAAGUAAAUUCUGUUAUCUCGUUCGGUAUGUUCUUACUCUCUGAGCAUUUCUCUUUUUAUCUUUACUCCCCCUUUUCACUUUAACUUCCAAAUGUCCACUUUUCACCCCAUACUUAACACCACAUCCCUAUUUUAUCAACACUCCCUUAUUUUAUCAAUACUCCCUAUUGUAUCAAUAUUACCCUAUUUUACCACUACUACCCUUUUAAACCAAUAUUCCCCUAAUUAAUCAAUAUAAUCCCAUAUUUUAUCAAUACUACCCUAUUUUAUCAAUACUACCCUAUUUUAUCAUUACUCUCCUAUAUAAUUUCCUGCCAUCUUUCCAUCUAUAUCUCUGCUACCAUCUAAAUCUCUGCUACCAUCUAUAUCUCUGUUACGUUACUUUACCAGCAGGUAUUAUUGUGAAACUGACUUGCCCAUGAAAUUACCUUGCAGGUGGUCUUGAAGCCCACACCAGAAGGCAAGCAGAGCCUCUCCUUGAUAUCCCGUAAGGUGGCCAACGCAGUGACAGAACUGGUGCAGUCGGCAGAAGCCAUCAAAGGUAAGCUAGCAGCCAGACCUCACUCUAGCUCUGGGUUGGGAGGAGAUUCAAGUAUCACAUUGUUUACACACAAGCUGUCCACCUGUCUAUACUCAAACUCUCACUCUUGUAGUUGGAACAUACUCUGUUGAACAUUUCAUUCACUGUUGAACAAGACUUUCUCCUUCGAACGUUUCAUUCACUGUUGUACAAGACUCUCUCCUUUGAACAUUUCAUUCACUGUUGAACAACACUUCCUUUGUUGAAAAUUUUAUCCACUGUUGAUCAAGAUUUUCUCUGUUAAACAAGACUUUCUCUUUUUGAACAUUUCAUUCUUUAUUUUUAAUAGACGAAAUUCUCUUUUGAACAAGACAUUCUUUGCUGAAAAAGACACUCUCUGUUGCACAUCACAUUAUUAUCUGGAUAAUUAUUGAUUUUGUGUGAGACUUUUUUUUAAUAGUAAUAUUAGUUUUUUGUUUUUUUUAAUUAAGGAAAACAUUUAUCCUGCAUACAGUGAUGUAAACUAUGUAUAUAUAAGUUGUCCUUUAAUCGCCAUGUAUAUUCUAAGUUUUACCUUUAAUAGCUUUGUAUAUAUCAGUUGUCCUUUAACUUUAAUAGCCAUGUAUAUCUCAGUCAUUCUGUGAGCAUGUUUGACAUUCAUGGUACUGUGUUUCAUGCCUUAAUUUCAAGCUGUUACCCCUAAGGAACCUCUGCUUGGCCUACAAAUAUGUAACAGAAUAACUCGAGGUCUAUGAAGUGUAUAGAGAGAUCCACCAUUAGCAUUUAGACAUAUCCAAGGUUUUGUCAACCGUGUACUGUGGUUUUAGUUUCACAAAAAACUUGAACGUGUCAGUUUCUGUACACACCUUGUCAUUAUCGGCAAACAAAACAACUUCUAAGAGACAGCUAUAAACAUCCUUAUGCUUGCUAAUAAAAUAUCCCUUACUCCAGGGUAUCCAAUUCGAAUUCCCAUAAUCAUUAAUAUAACCUGUCCCUGUAUAGCUAUCUAAACAUUAUUAUUUUUGUGUUGUGCUGUUACACUAUUGAAAUAACACAAUAAACUUAAGAAGUAAUUUUAAAUUGCCAUGACUUAACUGGAGAGCAAUGUUUUAUAAGAAUUUUAUUAUACUGAUUCUCAUUAAACCCCCCAAAAAAUCGACCAACAUUUCAAACCGUCAAAUACAUACGCAUCAAAAUCAUCAUGGCUAUUUUUAUUUUGUUGUUGCUUUCUUUUUGUUUUCACCAUCCAGACAUAUCCUUCAUACCCAUAUAACGUAAUAUAACAGUGGGUAAUUUAUACUUACAUGUGUUCAUUUUUUCAUAAAGAGGAUUGUGUUUUAAAGCGAAAGCAUAUUAUAUUUCAAUCCUUAAAGAUGGUAAAUGCCAACACUGACUUGGGUUACCAAUGGCUAAUGUCUGGUUUACAAUCAUAUGGCUAAUAUGGGUUAAUAAUCAUUUUAAACUAAACAUGAAAUUUCAUCCUAACAAUGAGGAACCCCUGCAGACCCCAUAAAGUCCAAGGAGUGGCAGGGAUAUAGACAUUGUUUGUCUUGUGCCGUGUCGGGGGGGUGUGGGGGGGGGGGGGUGUAAUCAGUGACUUUGUUGUGCAAUAGCUGUUGCAGGAGCUCCCUUUCUUUCCUUAUCAUACAUAAACAUCAUCUUCAAAAUUGUGUUUCAGCCCAAAUCGACGUUUGUUCAUUUUUUGUUAGAAAAGCUGCAAGUCGUAAGUUGGCGGAUUACCAUGGCAACGUCAUGUUAUGGUUUCCAUAGCAACAUCAUACAUAAGCUUGAUUUUUGUUUUGUUUGUUUUUUUUUGUUUUUUUUUGGGACAUGCAAACCAAAUGUUCACCAACCCUCUUUUAUUAUUAUUAUUUUUUUUUAUUAUUAUUAUUAUGUGUGUAUUCUCUUUUCAGACAAGUCUUGUGUUAUGAAAAAAUACAUUGUAGGAAUGUUGAGAGAAAUUCUAGAUUUUGUGAAGGCACCAUAAUAGUGUAUGACAAUAGAACUGACUCUUUCAGUUGGGUUCUUUCUGCUCCUUCUUCAUCAUAGUGUCAUGACCUAAACUCUAUCAUUUCAGUAUCUUGGAGUAUCUUACGAUACACUAACAACUAAUCAUAGAAAAAAAACCAACUAUUUAGCCCAUUUGAACUUAAGACCAGCAAUCCUACUUAACCUAAUUACAAAAAAAACAAUGUUUUCUUUCUAGUUCUGUCUUUCAUAACAAUGAUAGAUUUCUAUUUAGCCAGCAUUACAUCCCCCCCCCCAUCUUUGAACCAUCUACUACGGAUGACCAGCAAACACGCUGCAUCAUGAAUAUUCUUGAUUUGAUGAAUGAUCAUUUAGAUAUGGUUCUUUUUUCAAUACUAAAAUAAAAUAUUUCACUAACCAGGCCUGUGACCAAGAGUUGCAAUGACAAAGCACAUCUUCCUUUCAGAGACUUGUCUAUUGAAUUCUCAUACCAUCUAUAAUCUAUAAUCAGAACAAUUAUAUAAUUUAUUUAUACAACUUAUGUUCCCUCUAAGUUGUAUUUCCACACACGCACACAAAACAGAAAAGAAAGCGCACACACUAAAAUUUAGAGCAUGCAGACAAAUAUUGUUUUAAACAAAUAUUCAAAUUCAUUCAUCACUAGUCAGAAGUCAUGUUAUAUUUACUUAACUGUAUAAGUAAAAUUUUAAAAGUUGUAGAAAAAAAAAAAAAUUUUUGUUUAAUGAACUGUACAUUUAAAUGCCAUUUCAUGAAAAAAAAAAAAAAACUGUUUGAAUUAGCAAUGGUUUGAUUAGUAUAUGGAAAUUUACAGGAAUGAUUUAUUUUGUGUGGCUAAAUCAGUUGUACAUUUUUAUAAAUUUCAUUACCUUGUUCAAAAAAUGUGUUAAAAAUGCUGCACACAUGGUAAAAAAAACAACACGUUAGAGGGAACAUUGUAUUUUCAUUGCGUUUUCAAAGCACAUGUCAAUUAAAUAGAAGGUCCAUUGCAACAGGGAUCUUUAUUAUCCAAAAAGUUUGUCGUAGCAAUGACACAAGACUGCUUGAGCCUGUCACUCAAGAUGUUCUCAGCUGUCAUUUUUUGGUGCUUAUCCUCAUGAGUUACACUUAAAACAAAUAUCUCAAGUCUAAACAGAAUUAUUAAUGAGGUAUUGGAGAAAAGGUCCAAUAAGCCUGUAUUGUAAACCAUGGCAAUAAUAAACACAUUUGAGAGGGGAAAUUUUUUUUUAAAAAUAAUACUCGAUAAAAGUUUUAAUAUAAAAUCCAGAGCAUAUGUAUAUUGUAACAUAAGGCUUCCCAGCACUCAUUUCUCAUAUAUUCCAUCUGUUUGUGUUUAAGUGGUUUUCAUAAACUCUUACAUUUUGUUGUUAUUUUUCCUUCCUCUUUAUUAUUUUUUUUUCUCACCGAAGACUGCCAGCCACGGGUGUUUAGAAGAGGUAUUUUUCUCUCUCUAAUUAUUUGUUGUUUCUGGUUAAUGUUCCUUAGUUGUGUUUUUUUUUUUUUUUUUUUUUUUUUUUUUUUUUAAAUUUUUUUUAAAAUUUUUUUUUUUUUUUUUUUUUUUUUUUUUUUUUUAUUUAUAUUUUUUUAUAAAAAUUUUUUUNAACGAGCUGACUAUGGGGACCCUUUGUUGCACACCGUAUAUGUUAUCAUAUUAGGAUCAAACUUGUAUGAAACCCAUUGGAGACCAAAAAAAAAAACACUUUGGAGGAAACUGAUGUAGAAAUUAACAGUGACAAACAAAAAAAACAACCAAAAAAAAAUGUAACAAACCGAAUUAGAAAUGAACAUCUUUUAUGGUAUUUGCAGAUAUCAUGAUGGCAAAGACAUCUUUUACACUUGUAACACAAACGCCACGAUUUAUGCUAACUAAAUGUACAUUAAAAAUAGUAAAACUUACACGGUUUGAACAAAAAGAUUCUGGAGGAAUAGUAAGGUUACCUUUUGAAUGGUGAAAGAUAAGUUUACCUUUUGAUAGGUGGAAGAAAACAACCUUAGUUUACCUGUUGUAAUGUCAUCUAGAAUUUCUUGCCACUUGUGAUCAGCAUUACGUCAGGCCUUGCCAUUUGUGACUUCUGUUGAAAGAACAUAAAUUUUAAAAAAAAUAAUAAUAAUCCAAGUGGAUAAAAGCCAUCAGCUUAUAGCAGCCCUCCCCUGUCAGUGUUGUUAGUGGCUUGUCACUGUGUCUGGACACCAAGCUUUCUUCACUUAUCCUGCCUGGUUAUUACAAAAAUCGUCAACACUCUUGCAAGUGUCAGUUGUGUCCCUUGUCUGGUAUAAUUUGUAAUUUCAAUUAUUUUUUUGUUUAAAGUUUCAUUGAUAUGUUAUAAUUUAUUUGCUGUCACAACUUUUAUUUCAUGAUUCUAUUUUCUACAAAAGUGGGUGGUGAGUACAAAUUGAGAAAAAAUAAAUUAAUUAAUAAAGUCUUUUAUUAUUUUUUUAUUUUUAAACAUCAAAUUUUCUGGGGUUUUCCUACCUUUUUAUUUUUUGGCAUAUUCAACAAUUUUUCCCCUUGAAUCUUUAUCAUUUCCCCUUGUUUUUAAGUUUGAUAACAUUUGGCUUUUUUUUUUUUUUCCCUCAACAUUUCUUUUUCUUUCUUAAGGACCAACUGGCUUUGUGAAGAUAUUUCCCCCUCGUUGAAUGGAUGCUUUAUGACCUUUCUCUUUAACCCUUUGUUUUUUUAUUUUCUUUUGUUUUUUAUUUUGUUUAAUUUUUUUUUUUUUUUUUUUUUUUCCUCAACAUUUCUUUUUCUUUCUUAAGGACCAACUGGCAUUGUGAAGAUAUUUCCCCCUCGUUGAAUGGAUGCUUUAUGACCUUUCUCUGUAACCCUUUGAUCAGCGUUCUCCUCCAUUCUGUUUCAUGAUGGAACAAUUCUUUUUUGUUUGUUUGAAAAGUUGUUAAGACUGAUUUAAGAUUAUAUGCUGGGGCUGGGCUUGAGCACACCAAUGUUUGACUGUCUGAUGGCCAAGUGCUAGUAGUUAAUCUCAAUUUUUUUUUUCCUUCAUGGUAUGAGAGGUUUAUUUUUUCAUGAGCAAAGAAAAAAAAAAAUUGAUGAAAUAUGUUCGGAGGAAUUUAAGGGUUUGUUUAGUCCUAUUAGCAUCUCUUGCCGGGGGUCCAUAUUUCAAACAAAAAUCCUGAACUAAAUGACUGCUGUUGAUGGUUUAUGUAUAUAUUUUAAAAUACAUUUUACUAUGCUACCGUGAGCGAAAUGGCAAUCACUGUCUCUCCGUGAAGUGUUUAAAACAAAAUUUCUCUAGGUUCUAUAAAUUGGAAUUUUAAUCUUUUAAAAAUUGUUGGUACAUUUAUAUACCAUUUUAAAAUAAGAUGUAAUUGAUUUUUGGAUGUAAAGAAGACAAAAAAACAUAAACAUGGCCACCACCACCAUACUAACAUAAAUGCAAUAACUUGCAAAAUAUUUGGAUAAUUUUAGGCUAAUAUUCUCAACAGCUUGUUGUCCGCAUCGGUCAGAGGGAGCCUCUGGUAAAGUAAACAUCAAAUACCCUUUCAAGCGAAAUGUUUCUUUUCUUCAAGCAGGGUUUUAACCUGCUAAUAGUAGUCUUUUCAGGAGUUCCUUAGUUGUAAGGGCAACGCUCCCGUUAAAGUAAUAACCCACAGGUUGAUGUUUUUUAAAAGUUUAUUUUCCUUCAUUAUCAUUUUAUUAAAGUUUGACCUGACAGAGCAAACAGUCCUAUAUCAUCAAAUUCAUACGACUAUCAAAUGAAUUAUUGAAAGAAUGAAACCAACACACAUAAUGAACUGCUGUUGAGAUUUAUAAUAGGGAGUGCUUGGGGGUGGGAGGGGAGACACGUCAGACUUUAUUCGCGUGUUUUGCCAAGUGUUUUAAUUGAAACUUUGUCAUUGACCCUUGACCCCUUGUUAUGAUCUCAGACACUUUAGAAAUCCGCUGGUCCCAUUGGGUAGCAGGUAAUCCCUUUCAAUUGUUCAUUAGACAGAGGUUCUCAAGACACUCUUCGAUGCAGGGGGGGGGGGGUUCAUUGAGCUUUGAUACCAUGGUAAAAGCAAGAGAAAACACCAUUCUAAGUAUGUUUGACGACUUCAGCUUCCAUGCUUAGAGAUAACACAUUAUGCAAAUUAAUGGACAAAACUGAUGUAUUAUCUUUUUUUAAAUAAAAGAAGCCCAGUAUUUGAGAACCUCUCGUCUAAGCCUAUAGUUGUUCACAUAGUCUCACCAUAUCAGUUUUUCCCCAUCAGUUCCCACUCUAGUCAUUGUUGUACAGUAAUCCAUUCAGUUACCUUCCUUAGAUGUUUUACAGUUAUUGUUCCUAGCAGCAUGGCCCAUCUCUUCCUCGGUUGCUUAUUGUUAGUCAGUGUUUAGUUUAUCUUUUUUUUUAGUUCUCAAUCUUCAGGUCUUAGAAUGAGAUGCACCCUGUAAAACAUAAUUAAUAACUUUAUUAAGGAUAUGCAUUAAGGUAUUUAUGUGAGUUUCUUAUUUCUUUUUCUUUUAAAUUACAAAUUCAGUUGUAUUAAUUUUGUUUUGAUUUGUCAAAUUAAAAAAAUAAAAAUAAUUUUUUUACAAAAAUCAUCAGGGACACUGUUAUAUGUAGGAGAUCUUGUCUGUAUAUGUAGGAGAUCUUGUCUGCCAGUGAUUUGCAGUGCCUGCUCUGCAAAAUACAGGGCAAAUCUGCAAAUAUUUCCUGCUGGCGAGCCUUACUUUUUAAAAACAACACAAUGUUAAUUCAAUAUCUCUAAGCAUUCUGAGUUAAGCAGUUUAGUUUACUGCUCAGUUUCCGGUUAUUUAAAAACAUUUUUUUUAAAAAUUAUGAUUACUAUUGACAACUAAUUCAUGAAAUACUAAUAAACUACACACACUUUUUUAAAAUACCUCUUUGAAGAUAGGCAAUUAUUCUUACCAUUUUCAAUGGUCCACAUUUUUAAAAAGCACGAAAACCACUGUUGAAGUUUGUUCUCCUUAAUUUGAUUGCCUCAUAGAGCUCUUGAUGUGAAACAUUUAAAUGAAAAUGAUUUUUUAAUGAUUAAAUUCAAAUUUAUUUAAUUCUGUUAAUAUUUGGUUCUUUUUUUUUUUUUUGGUUUUAAAGCAUUAAUUGUUUAGUUUCUCCGUACAUGUUUUUUUCCCCUUUGCAUCAGAUUAUGAUAUCACCCUGAUGCCCUGUGCCUUACCAUACAAAGCAUAAACUUGAUAACAAUGAAUGAAUUAGUCAGUUGGUGUUUUUUUAUGUCUUGUCCACAGAACAUGACAUUUCAUGAUUAUUUUGAAAUUAAAUAGCUUCUUAUCUUAGCUCUCUCAGACUCCCACCUAGAGAAACACCAUACCCUAAAGAAAUCCUGCUCUCCCACAUUGAAUAACACUAUAUCCCAGCCAAAUACAACCUUCAAGAAAAUGUGUUUCCCCUUUUUUCAUAAAUUUACCCCCUGAAUGCUGUACUAUAAGUAAAGUAAAAAUUAUUUGAACAUUUACCUCCUUUGUUGACAGGAUUUGAAAAAAAAUCUUUUAUUAACUUUUAUUUUGAACUUGUGGAUUUUGAGUUGUUAUUUUUUUCAAAAAUAACUUCUUAAGCUGUAACUGGUUUAAAACUGGGGUGUCCCCCCCUCCCCCUUUUCAAUCCAUCCCCACCUCUUGCCAUAUUGUUUGCUUAACCAGUGCUGUCCUCUAGUUGGGAACCUUUAAGACUAUCUCUCUGUGUGGUAACAGUUUUUAACCUAACAAUGGUCAUGUUGCGCAUGCUUAGACUAGAGGUUUGCAUGAUCUCUCUCCUCUCUCUCUCUCUCUCAUGUGCUGCUUGUUUUGCCAUCAUUGAUGCAAGUAAUAGCCUCUAAAUAAGUCAGUCCAAUAUUUAACAGUGGAACCAAUGAAGACCUUAGUUUUGUUCCAUUUUUUUUUUUUCAAUUACAGGAACUGAAUCAAAGUAAAUCAAUUAUUCAGAGCUAUUCUGAAGUAUUUCAAAUAGGAUUGGAUUCCAUGUCGUUAUUAUUUUUUUCUAAAUAUGUUUCUAAAUCUUAAAGAUCAUAAUGUUUAUUUCAAUAUUCCUGAAACUUAAUUAAAGUUGAGUUAUGUUUCCUGUCUAGUCAAUGACCAGGUGGGGGGCUGUAGGGUCAGCAUAGCUUUAUGGGAAAUGUUGUGUUGAUGAGUCUGUGCAUCACCCACCAAAUGAGCCGUGGUGCUGGUGUAUUCAUCAACUUAGAGACAAGCCUGCCACAAAACUUUGAUUUUGGACGUUAAAAAAAGAAAAAAAAAAAGGCUAAACAAAAAUCUAGUUGUUAAAAAAAAAAAAAUUAUUCAAAUUUGAUUUUUUACAAUUUAAAAAAAAAAACUGAAUACACCUGGUUGCCAAUUUUUUUUAAAACUUUGAUUUUGAAAGUAAAAAAAAAAAAAAAAAAAAGGCUAAACAAAAAUCUAGUUGUUAAAAAAAAAAAAAUUAUUCAAAUUUGAUUUUUUACAAUUUAAAAAAAAAAACUGAAUACACCUGGUUGCCAAUUCUUUUGUCUAAUCCAAUAUCUAUUGAGCAGCCAAGACUUAAGCAAGGAGACUAUCCAGGAUUAACACACAAGCAACAUGUCUCAUUUUAUGGGUGACACAUGCCUCAUGUCUGGCUGUGCUCAGGAAAUUGUAUCCAUUUCAGCCUGUGACAAAUGACAUAAAAAUGUUAAUGAGGAAGUAAAUGCAGUGACGAAUAUUUCUCUAGUGUUUUAUCAAUCAAUUAAUUAUUUUAAAAUGUUGAAUUUGAAAAAAAAAAAUUUAAUUUAAAAAAAAAUGUUUUGGUGAGGCGCACUUUUCUAUGUAGCAGUCAUUAGAACAAAAUGCAGUGGUUUACUUGUAUUGAUUAUAUUUAUAGUCAGUAUCUAUCUACGAUUCUUUUAAAGCAGUCUUGAAAAAAAAUAUCAUUCAGAGCUGAUUUCUUUAAAAUUAAACUAUAAUCUCUGAUUGAGCAACUUAUUGAUGUAUUUAGUAAUAUACCUAUUUUAUAUAUUUAUUAAACCUGCCUGUAUUACUGUGUAGCUUUUCAUUCAAACGAUUAAAUCAUCAUGCCCAGAUUUAUUAAAUGAAUUUUACAUGUUAAUCAAUCAAUAUAUGUAUUAUUAAUAUAUCUUUAUCAUUCAGUCAAUGAAUUUAUUUCAUAACUAUUUGUUACAAUUAAGAGAUAAAAAUUUAACUGAAAUAUACUAUAUCCAGUAUGUUUUUUUUUUGUGUGUGUUGCCUGUGUCAAUCUGAUGUUCUGUGACUAACCUCCUACUGUUUUCAUUUACUAAGGUUCGGACUGGGUUGACCCCGAUGACCCCACAGUCAUCGCAGAGAAUGAACUCCUCACCGCGGCCAGCUCCAUUGAGGCUGCGGCCAAGAAGCUGGCCCAGCUGAAGCCACGACAGCAGGCCAAGGUAACUGAUAGACUGAGACUGGGUGGCGUAGAGAGCUUAAGUGAUGCCGGUGUGGUUAAACAGUAUAUGCCUACUUUAGCUGUCAUAUUCUGGUCUGCUUGCUGUGGUUUUAACUUUUUUUCCCUUGUGAUUUUAAAAAAAGCGUUUGUAUUAGUGGUUAAUUUGACUUUUUUUUGUGUGGAUCCUCUUUCCUUGUCACACCUCAUGUCACUCAACAUGUCACCUGCACUAAUCCUCUAUUUUGUGCUUUAAAAAAAUGUUUUUUAAGAUUAAUUUAUUUUAUAGAUAGAUUCUAUCUCUCUCUCUCUCCCCAUCUCUCUCUCAUUCUCUCCUGAUCUCCCUUUCUUAUUAUUAUAAAUAUAUAAAUAAAUACAUUCAAAUUUUUAUUCAGAAUUGAUUCUUUAAUGCGGUUAUUGUUUUUCACGGAAGUUAUGAGCUUCUAUGAAAUUAUGCUCUUUGUCAAGACUUUGUUAAACUUGGCUUAAUACAUUGCCUCAACUUCAUUAACAUCAUUUCUGUCCUGUAAUAUUUGGUGAUGGUGGUGGUGGUGGUCUGUGUGUGUGUGUGGUGUGUAUGUAGUACCCGGCCAGUGUAGUAUCACCUAGCUGUAGAUAGACUGGUCACUGUUAGAUAUGUUUGAUAUAUUUGGUGGUGUGUACCAGAUUCACCAGAUAUCAGACAUGUCACAACGGCGGCCAGGUAGCCAUCAGUGUCGUCAACCCUCCUUGUCCUCACCAGUAACGUAGCACCUCUGUUGUCAUACGCCAUCAGUUGCUUUCUGCCUAUUAGUUACUUGUCUCGGUGGAUUUUAACCGCAGUUGUAUCCAACAAUCCAACAAGAACUAAACCUGUAUUAUUAUAUUGUUUUAUGUAGGUAAAAAGUAAAUAAGCACACUAAUUUAAGACUUUUUAUUUCACUCAACCUUUAAUUGAUUUAUUUCUUUUUCUUUAUCCCUUGGUUUAAAAAAAAAAUCUCUUCAUAACAAUUAGAGUAUGAAUAGCUUUUAAAAUAAAUUUAUUAUGAAUAGCUUUUAAAACAAUUUCAUUAUGAAUAGUCUUUUAACAAUUAGAUUAUGAAUAGCUUUUAUAACAAUUUGAUUAUGAAUAGCUUUUAUUUUAACUGCUAACAGUUUAUCACAUGUUUUGCUUUGACACGCCUUCUGUACAUGAAUAUUUUCAGUGGCAGAUGCAGAUAUAUUUUAAGAUUAACUUUACUUCUAAUGAUUUUUUUUACACUCUUAAAAUUUUUUUUUUCCCUCCUUAAAACCCUAUUGUUUGGUUUCUACUUAUCUAUUUGUUCAAGGAAGAGAGUUGAUAAAUAAAACAGUCACUUGAAAUAAAUUUAAAUUCAUUUUUCUUGUAUCAGUGUCUGUUAUUAAAACAUAAACGAUUUAUAUUAAUAUGAAAUAUAUUUAUAAUAUUUAGCUUGUUCUAUUUUUUUUUAAAUCUUAUAUUAUGAAUUUAUUUUAUAUGAUAAAUUUAUUACAUACUUUUUUUAUUCCCUUCUGUAUGUGUUCCACAAUUCACCAUAUUUGCACUGUAAACACAUAGAUAGUCAAGUAGCUCUGGUGUAUUUAUAAUUUUGGCAUGAGUCACUCGGACUGAUUUCACCAACAAAAAAAAAACACCUCUUCCUUUCCAGAAAGCUGAUGAAGACCUGGACUUUGAGGAACAAAUUUUGGAAGCGGCCAAGUCAAUAGCCGCAGCCACAGCAGCCCUGGUUAAGUCAGCGUCGGCUGCACAGAGGGAGCUGGUUGCUCAGGGGAAGGUCGGCUCCACAUACACAAGGCAUGCAGUGGACGAGGAUGGGCAGUGGUCACAGGGUCUGAUCUCUGCUGUAAGUAACAUCAGUUAAAGACACAAGAACCUAGUGUAAGAGUCUGGUAAACAUUAGAGCUUGGUUUUAAUUUAAGGAUAAAAUCACACAAAUAAAAAGUUUUUGUCUACAUGCCUUUUCAUAAAAAAAUUGCUAAAUUUGUUCUUUCUUUCAUUUUACUUUGAAUUUAGUCGGUAGGAUGUAUAUUAUAUACAAUUUAAAUAAGCUAUCUGCUUCAAUAAUGACGACCAAACUCGCAUCUGUUGUUUCAGGCCAAGAUGGUGGCUGCAGCCACCCACAGCCUGUGUGAGGCAGCCAAUGCCAUGGUUCAAGGUCAUGCCAGUGAAGAAAGGUUGAUUGCAUCGGCUAAAGAGGUGGCAGGAUCCACAGCUCAGCUACUGAUGGCUUGCAAGGUCAAGGCUGACUCAGACUCUAUGGCCAGGAAGAGAUUACAGGUAGGGAACCUAUGCUGAAACUAUAGAUGGGGAACUGAUAGUGUCAAUACAGUUGGUGACUAAAUCCAGACCUGUUUAAACCCCGCCCCCGAGUAGUUUUCAGCUCUCAAAAAAAAUAGUUUCAAGCUCCAAAGAGUAGUUUGGUCAAUUAACGGAGAAAGGGGGGGAGGUGGAGGGGGGGGGUGUUAACAAUCAAAAUAUGAGUUGUGUCAAGAAAUCACUCAGCUGCUAAUAUAAGUUAACAUAAAGAAAUAAACAAGUUAUGGUUCUCCGAUGUGUUGAAGGCUGUCUUUUCUUAUUCGACUGCUUACGGUGGUGUUAACAUAAAAAUUGCUGUAACUUUUUUACUGAAAACACCCCAAUUAUUUAGUUUUAAUUAUUAAGAAACCAAAGAAAAGAAAAAACUCCUGAAAGUGUGUUGUUUUUUUUUAAGGCUGGCCGUAGUCUUCAGCUGUAAAACGUAGUUACUGUGGCGAAAGGGCAAGGGUAAACAGGUCUGCAAAACCCUCUAGAUACAGUUUAGCAAAAAACCCUCUACAUACAGUUUGGGAAAAAACCCUCUACAUACAGUUUGGCAAAAAACCCUCUACAUACAGUUUGGCAAAAAACCCUCUACAUACAGUUUGGCAAAAAACCCUCUACAUACAGUUUUCCAAAAAAACCUCUACAUACAGUUUGGCAAAAAACCCUCUACAUACAGUUGGCAAAAAACCCUCUACAUACACAGGUUGGGCACCAACUUUCUACAUACAGUGUGGGAACCAAUAUUGUUCUUUCACAUGUGGGGCACAAAGAUUGUGAAACUAGAUAGGGAACCAGUUUUAGGAAAUUAUUCUUGAAUGCCUACAUACAGGUCACAGACCUAUUGAGUACAUGUUCUGGUAGGGUACGUUGCAGCAUCCAUGUACUGGCAUAUGUGCAACGGUAAUGUUGCUGACCAGUGUUAUUUUAUAUAUGAUAGUGUUUGUUGUCCAUGUUUUAUUAUUGUAGAUACUGGGUGGAGGCACACAGUAAGUUAAUGCCCAGUUAUUUCUGUCCUGUCCAGGCUGCUGGCAAUGCAGUGAAGAGAGCCACGGAGGCUCUGGUCAAGGCAGCACAACAAGCCAAAGAUCAUAUUGAUGAUGAUUCUGCCGUCACCGUCAACAAGAGGAUGGUUGGAGGCAUAGCACAGGUAAUU
Molecule: messenger RNA, 53523 nt
Organism: Lymnaea stagnalis (great pond snail)
Lineage: Eukaryota; Metazoa; Mollusca; Gastropoda; Lymnaeidae
Source: the annotation of a GenBank genome assembly